GUCCAUAGAUUAUAUUAAGGUGUCGAUAACUGUGAAUCAUUCAUCAUCGAAUGAUUCUUUAUCACCUGUUAAAGUAAAACAUUUAUCACUCGACACAAUUCAUUUCUAAUUAAACACUUUCCUCGACGAAUGAUUAGUUGGUCAAGGUUCAGCUGGAAAGGUGCGACAGUUGUCUCGAGGAGUAUUUAACUUUCACUGUGCUUCAAAUGCAAAUUACGAAACUCUAUUCAAUCCAUUCUUUCCGUCGUUUGGGAAAAAUGAAUUUCUCGGCUAUGGGUUUGGUCCACACGCGCGUACCUGCCGCGGUAUGCAAAACCGCGAAGCCGUUUUUACACAGUCAACGAACCUGAUCGCGUGUAACACAAUUCCGUCGAUCGUUCGUGACACCGAUCGUUUACCUGGUCGAUUCAACGUCUACUGUUACAUGCCCAGGACGUUCCACUUUCUAUGAAUCGCAAGAAUUCCGUCAAAGUCGCGGUUUAACCCUUUCGAUACUGCGAAUAUGUAACUGAGGUAUUUCGAAUUACCUGUAAAUUGGCUGACUAUUAUUCAUUUUUCUAAUUGGAAAUAAUACGUUUUCAAAGGGCUUAAAACAGUGGCCCUUUUAAUUUCCAAAUGAAAUUUUGGAAUUUUUAAUUUCGGAAGAAUCGAUAGUGUUAUGCAUUCUCAUGGUUCGUACAUGGAAAGGGUUGUCUUCCAAAGUAUUUUCUCUGCAUUCGAUGCGAUGAAAUAGCGAUUGAAAGAUUCAAUCAUGCCCACGAAGAGUGUGGAGGCGGUGGAGAUUUUGGAAGCCCUCGAAUCGAAGCUCGCGUACAUUCCAGGAGGAAGAGAUCCAGAAGGAAGACCCUUGAUCGUGGUCAACGUUCCUUCAGAACUGCAACCGAACACGAAACCAUGGCUGGAAGCUUUGAUCGCGUACUUCCUGUCGAUCUUUAGCGAAGAAACGAAGAAAGCUGGUUUGGUUCUGAUCGUGGAUGCGAGAAGAGGUGCAUGGCGCGUUGCAAGGUCCUGCAUCAGACUGUCUAUGCUACUUUUCGGAUCAUUCGCAGCUUCGGUCAUCGUUCUGAGACCUGAUGGUUUCUGGGAUAAAAGGGUGGACAGUUGUACCAAGUCCCAUAAAGAAGGCGAGCCGACGUACCUCACUCUGACGAGGCUUCACCUUCACGUUGAUUUUGCUCAGCUGCCGUACGAGCUGGGUGGUAAUAAACUUUACGAUCACGCUGAAUGGAUUCAAAAACGUGUGAAAAUAGAAGAUUACUGCAAAGAAGCGUCUGAUCUAGUGUCCAAGAUGACUAACUUGCACCAAAGAUUAAUCAGCCUCGAUGGUUUUCGAAUGUCGGAAUCGGAUGAUGAUUUGGAGUCGUAUUGGGGGAUGAGCAGUGAAUUAAUAUCAAUCGCGCGACACAUUCUUCAAUCAGGUAGAAAUUUAGUGAGCUCGAUGAGCAGAGAAACAGCGAAGGAUAUUUUAGACACAACGCGAAGGAUCCAUGAGCUCAUCGAUUCCAUUGAAUUAAAACAGGUGGAUAUCGAGAACUCUUGGUCGGAAAUGGAGAGGAAUUUGGACACAGCCAGGGUAAUCGGUGAUCUUGAGAAGGGUGUGUCCCGGGUCACUGAUUGGAUCCUUGGACCAGCCGAUGCGAUGUUAAAUUCUUGUUGCCAAGUUGGAUUCGACGUAUCUUCUUCCGAAGAACUUCGCAGACGACACGAGGAACUGGAAUUGGAGUGCAGGGAGACAUAUGGGAGAUACGCAGAAUUGCUUCACAAAAUAGAUAGUCUACCAAGCACUCGAUUGUCGGAAGAUCUAAAAUCUCAACGAGACUUCAUGGAUUUCGUGUGCAGAAGUUUCGCAAACAGACUGGAAAGACGACGAAACGUGUUAAUUACUUCGCAAAGAUUCUUCAGACUAGUUUCCGAGUACUUUGACAAAACGAGCGAAGUGUUCGACAAGUUGGUGAUGGGUAACAGGACCCAUGAUUUUUCUCAGGCUACUGCAAAUCUUAUGAAACUGGAACAGAGUCAAGCGAUUCUAGAAACGUUGGAACGUGAAUUGGUAAAGGAAGGUGAAAAAUUAUCAGACAUUCUCUCGAUGCCUGUGAAGGAUGCUCUUGGUAGAGACGUGCAAGUCGACUAUGGUGAAGAUAUAGUAAACGUUCGAGAUAUUUUAGAUGCAACAAAUGCUCGGAAAAAUAUUUUCAACGAUAGCGUUGAAUUACAGAAAUUGUCUCUGAAACAGAUCGCAUUGAUAUACACUUACGAGAACGACGCCGAGCAGGCAGUUAAAUGGUUGAACGAUUUGUACGAAGUUCUACUGAAAAAUCAUAUGGAAAUAGGAUGCAAUGCUAUUGAAAUACAGUCACAGAAAAAGGAACAUCAAUCGUUUCAGGAAACUGCUAAAGGAACCUACGAUUAUGGUUGUCAAUUGGUGAACGGAGCACGGGUGCUGAGGUUGUCCUGCAGGUUGCCUCUGGAAAGUAAUGCAAGUCUGUUCUCAAGGCUGCGACAAGCUUGGAAACAGCUUCGUUCCGUUGGUCAGGAACAAUUAACGAGACUGAGAGUGUGUGCUGUCUUUCACCGAAGCGUCGAAGAUCACUGCUCGAAAUUGCGCGAUCUGAUCGAGGCGGUCGGAUUGUUACGUCGCUCUUCAAGAAUAGAGGAUUUAGCUGCUGAGAGCAGAGCCAGAGCUGAGAUAAGGGACAUCCUGGGUAACCGAGAGAAGCUUCUUCUGGAAGUUGGACGAAUGGUGAGGCUUGGUCGUCUUUUGAGAACCAGAUUGAAGGAACCAUUGUGCCAUCAACGAAUGUCUGAGGCCGAGGAUGCCUCGGGGAAAGGCAGUAACCUGACAGCGGUGGAAGCGAUCUCGGCGAGAUUGGCGGAAGUAACGCGACUCGCCGAGAAACUGGACGCGAGACUUUGCGAGGCUGGAGCCAGGACUCGACCAGUUCCCAUGUCAUCGUCCGCGAUGUCCUCCACGUCUUCCCUCUUCUCAUCGUCGAAUCAACCAACGACGACUAGCCUCGCGGCAACGUCCGUUCAGAGUCAACCGAUUUCAGCUGGAAUAUCGUCGAUAACUUCUAUGCCAUUGAUAUGUACCUCAGAGUCGACGGUGCCGUUUGGAACGAAAGGUGUUUGCACGGUUUUGGCAACGAAAAGCAGCGUCGCUUCGUCGAAACCCGUGGAGAGGUCAACGUCACCUGUGCAGGUGAACGGAGGUAUCAGCGGUGGUACCGGCGAAGCUGUUGCUGGGUCAGAACCUUCUAAACCGGAGAAGAAGAUUGUCGAGGAAGAUACUCGAGAAAUGGGAAGUGAAAUUUAUAGGGACGCUAGCGAAGAUAAAAUAGAUGAUAGCCAGGAGGAGAAAUUGAAAGAGGAAAUAGAGGAUAUUAUGGAGAAAUCUUGCGAGGGGAGUUUGGCUGACGGUUCUAAUAUCGAGGACUACGUGACAGCCACCGAAUGUUCCAUAACUCCGACAGCUCGUUCCAGAAGCGAAUCCUUCGUUACGACUCCAGAAUGCGAAGAGCUUGCUGCCACGGUAGCUGCGACGAGCGCGUCCGACAUCUGCUGGAACAUCGAGGAGCCUAAAUUUAUCAGCUCGAACGCAGCGGUAUCCUCGUCUCUGAUUAAACAAGAGGAAGCCUCGAAGGGUCAAAAAGUAGAAAGAAGCAACGCGUCAAUGGAAAGUUUUAAACCUGAUAUUUACGAAACGAACGGUGAGAGACAAGUAGAGAAACUCGUAUCGAUGGAAAAAAGAGUAGACGAGAAGUCUGGAAAGGUUGUAAAGGAAGUUACUGAAACGACGACUCUGCGCGUAUCGCACGACACUCGAUUGGGUAUCGCGUCUUAUAAAGUGAUAUCGAAUACCACUCAAGAUCAUCGUGAAAAGGUGGACGUGAAGGAAAUCAAGGAUAUCGAGCGCAUCGUAUCACCGGACGUUCAUGAGAAAACGAACGGAUUACAUCACGAUACAGAAACUGGUUCGAAAACGGAUUCGUACACUCGAAGGGACGAGUUGUCAACGAAAACGGACGAUACGGAGCGUACGAUCAAAUUCACGAAAAUAUGCGAGGUGAGCCAAGAAGAGAAGCCACGCGUGGUAUCGGGUGAUACUUCGAAGGAUAUGACGUUAUUCUUGAAGGAGUACACGCGACACCACGAAGAUAGCGGUAUCGAGAUGUCGCCGACGAAGAAGGAGGAGACCCUGGAGUGUCAAGAUUUCCUCGAAAAUGCGAGGAAGAGCGGAGAAUGGCUGAGACUGAAGGUUCUGGAGGUUCAACCAGAAUUAACGAAGCUCGGUGCUUCCGUGGAAGAAGCGACCGAGUUGUCGAGUGCACACGACGAAGUUCUGCUUCGAUUGCAGAGCAAACAGAGCCCGGUGGAAGAGUUACUCCGACAGGCUGACCAAUUGAUUUCGAACCAAAGGCCGCGGGCGGAAGUGUACGCGGCGAUGGCGGAAACGUUGGGCCAAGCAUGGCGCGAUGUGAACGAGCUUUUGGAGCGUCGAAAACAGAUCCUCGACUGUAACGUGUUGUUUCAAUGUCGAGCCGAAGAGUGUCGCGAGAGCAUGAGAGCCCUCGAAAUGGCAUGCAACGACACGUUAUUGCCUAUUGAAAUCGAGGCGGUUAAAAACUUCCUGUCCAAGAUCCACGAUCUUCGGAAGAACAUGUUGGAAGCUUUGAUGGGUGCUUUGCAAGAAGGAAAGAAUUUAUUGGACAGAUUGAAGGAAAUCGCGAACGAAGGCACAUUGGAUUCCAGACCGGACAGGAUUAAGCUCGAAGCUGAUCACGCCGUAUUGAAAGUAGAAAAAUGGUUGGAAGAAUUGCACGACAGAAGACGUUUGAUCGAAGCCUCGUUUCGUAGCAGGAAGACACAAUUGGAACAAUGCCUGGCUCUAGCUCUGUUAGCGACCGAUCUACGCGAUCUUGAAGAGAUCCUAAACGACAGAAUCGCUGCUUUAUCGAGUAGCUGCGAUCAGCUUGGAGAUUCUGCGUCCAGCGCGGAAUUACUCCUGUUCGAGCUGAAAAAAUUACAAGCCGAAGCUAAGGAAUUUCAAGACAGAUCGAUCAAGAUAACGAAAUCAACCGAACGAUUAGUGUCAUCGGGACACUUUGCCGGAGAGCAAGCGACGGAGCAAGCGUACGCGAUCCUCGGCGCUGCUGCUGAUUAUGUCAACGAUUUGGAUCAGUACGAAUCGCUGUUGAACAGGGCCGUGGCCUUCUUCGAUUCGGCUCGAUCGGCACUUACCAAACUGGAUCAAUUGGAGAUACAGUUGGUGACAACUGAGCAUCCACAAUAUUCAACGAGAUUAGCUCGUUUCCAUGCUCAGACAGUAGCAACCAUCGAAGAUGUGACUGCGAAACCUUUGGCGGAAGGAUACGCCCUUCUGGAUGUCACAGGAAGAGGAGCGCCUGGUGCUGAGGGUGUCAAACGCACCGUGGAGGAACUGGAGAAUAGGAAGAUCCGUCUAAUGGAACGAUGCACAGCACACGAAAAAGAGAACCUCGAAAUAUCCCGAAUGAUUAACACCUUCCUGGAAAAACACGACGAAUUAAGGAAAUGGUUGAUGAGCAUACCGGAAGCGUUUCUUCAGGGUCAUCAGGAUAUGGGCAGCGACGUGCCGAUGGCUGAAGAUUUUUGUCGAUUGCAUCGUCAACUAUCGAACGAUCUCGAACGGAGAACCGACGAGGUUGAACAUCUUGAAUUCGAAAUUCUUCCAAUCAGAGAGAAACUGGAAGAAUCACAGAAAUUGGAAUUGAAAUCGAAGGUUGAGGAACUUCAACGUUCUUGGUCGAAGACCAAGGAACUUGUAGCUAAUAGAAUUGACUUAGGAUCCGUUUACUUACAAUUUCACAUGGUAGCUGAUGAAUUGACGAGAGAAGUUGAAUCGAUCGAAAGCGAAUUGAAGAGCAAUGCUGAUGUCUUGGAUGAAAGGAAAGUCGAAGAACUUGGUAGACGCUGGAAGGAUCUUCAACCGCUUUAUGUGAAGCUAACAGGAAGUGGAAAGGCAUUUUUGGACGCUGCUAUUAAGAUCGACGAUCCUUAUUUGGACGUGCCAAGGGCUUGCCUGUGUGUUCAAACGCUUUUAGAAAAAUUCGCCAACAGACAAUUGACUGUAACAGAAUCAUGGGAAAAAUGGCGAACCAGUAUCGAAAUUUUAAGGGAAAGACGCAUCGAGCAUGAACGAAAAAUCGAAGAAAGCACGAGGACGUUAGAAUGGGUGUCAAAAUUCAGCGAACAGUUGUAUCCGGUGAUAACAUCCCAGUCUGCUGAAACAACGAUGAUUCUUAAAGAUUUGGCAGGCUCGAAACAAAGAAUUCUUCCUGAAUUAAAUAAAGCUGUCAGCGAGUUGGAUUCCAGAAUCAAAGGAAUCAAUACAUUAGCUCAAAAGGGCGAAGUACACGUCGACGAGGAGAUCCUGAAGAGACUCCAUCAAAUGCACGAAGAUCUCCGUAAAACAGCCAGAGACUACGAGAUUCUCCUCGAAUCAUUAAUUUCCAUUUUCGAAAGCAUCGAAGAGGUUGAACAGAAAAUCGAGACAUUAAAGAUCCAAGUCGAACGAGUGACAUCCUUGAAGAAGAUCUUUGAAGUGGAAGCUGCUUUCAGUGAAAUCGAUGCUACUAAAUGGUCCAUCUCAGAUCGAUUGGGUCAUAUUAAAUUGAGAAUCGAAGAUGCAAUUGUUAGAAUCAAACAACAGGAACCACCAGAAGCUGGUGUUAAAGAUAUUGAAAAAUUGAGACGGGCUUUGGAUUCGUUGACAUCCGAUUUUGAAAUAUUCUGGUCGCAAACCACUACCAAAGUGGAGGAACAUCGACGAACUUGCACCUUUACCGAAGAUUUAGAGAGAAUUGAUGGGGAAUUAAAGAAUUUGAACGAGCAUUUGAAGAAUGUCGAUGCUAGAAUGGGAGAGAAUCUUCAGACAGCGAAGGCUACUUCCGCUUCCUUUGUGCAAUUUGAAAAAACUGUCACGAUACUGGAGCAGAGAAUCGAGAAGUUCGUGCAGACAACAGAAGAAUCAAUCAAGAUUCUAACACCUCAAAUAGUGGAUGACAUUUCUUUGUUGAAAGAAAGAUGGAGAAAUCUGAAGAAGAGAAUGGAAGAAACGAAGAAACGAAUGAACUUGUGUAUCGACUAUUUCGUGCUUUUGGAAGAAGCCAAAGAAUGGAACAGAGAGGGUAGUAAAUUGUUGGUUGUGAUAGCAAGGAAAGCUACCAUGGUGAAAGCGCCAAAAGAUGCGACGGAUUUGCUUCACGAGAUAGAAAAUUAUUUAAAACCAGGAGAAGAGGUGCAGGAGAGAAGAAUUGAAAAGUUGAAGGAAUUGUCCACCAUUGUUUUCGGUACAGAGAGAUUGCCACAAUUCAACGAGGUGAUAGUAGAAAAUCGUCAAAUGUUGGACUCUUUCACGGUCGUUUCAUCCGAGCUUCGUACGUUAGUUCAGAACUUGAAGAACGCCGAAGACUUGCAAGAGAAAUUGAGAAUCGAGAAACAGGAAGCCGACGAGAAAUUACAAGCAGCCAAAGUGGAGAUGGCUGCUGCAGCUGCAGCCAGAGAGGAAGCUGAAAAUGCGAGGAAGAUCGCUGAAAAAUUGGCAGCUGAAACUUUGGAAAAGGCUGCGACCGAAGUGAAAACGUUGAAGGAGGAAAGAGAGGCUCAAACUAUGUCUGCUCCUCCAUCCUUUUCUGUAUCUGCACAGACUGAGAAAAUUGAAAAAACUGAUGAGAGUUAUGUUCAGGAAACUGUUACUUCCGCUGUUACCACCAAAGAGAUACAUAUUUUGCAAAAGACGGAGAUCGAAAAAACCGUUCCAUUGAUUCAACGUGAGCCAAGUCCAGGAAAAAUAAUUGUCACUGAAGAGAUUCACGAAAAAUCUGAAAAGAUAGAAAAGGAUGAUGUACCACCAUUAGCCCCCGAAUUUACAAUUCCUUUGAACGAUGCAACUGUGCAAGAGGGUGAGAAAUUCUCCUUCCAAUGCAAUCUUGUUGGUCAUCCAUUGCCUGAGGUAGUUUGGUACAAGGAUGGAAUUUCGAUUUUGAAUAAUCCUGACUACCUGACCACUUAUGUUCGUGAUGUAUGUACUUUGACCAUCGAGGAGACUUUUGCUGAAGAUUCUGCCAAGUACACUUGCCGAGCUUUUAAUAUCGCUGGUUCGGCUGAGACAUCGGCAACAUUGACCGUGAAAGAAACAGCACCAGAAGAACAACCAAGUCCUCCGGUUUUCGUGAAAGAAUUAGUACCCUCGACAGCAAUCGAAGGCUCUUCUCAUCAAAUGGAUUGCGUUGUCGAAGGAAAUCCUUUGCCAACAGUUCAAUGGUUCAAAAACGAUGUUAACAUUGAUAAUUCACCAGACUACGUAAUUACAUAUAAUAAUGGUGAAGCUGUUUUAAAAUUCGAAGAAGUGCUCCCAGAAGAUAAAGCGAUUUACAUGUGUAAGGCGACUAAUCGACUGGGUCAAGCUUCGACUUCCGCUUCUCUCAAUGUCCAACGUACAGAGUGUACCACAGAAAAACCACAAUUUGUUACACCCCUAUCAAAUGCCAUGGGUAGAGCAGGCCAAAGGGUGAAACUUGAAUGCGAAGCAAGGGGAAAGCCCAUGCCCACCUUGACUUGGUACCACGAUGGAAGAUCAGUCGAAGAAACCAUGAACUUGAAGAUACAGACUGACGGUGGAAGGAGCAGUUUGAUCAUCUCGGAAGCUUUCGCGAAGGAUGCCGGAUGUUACAUGGUCGUCGCCAAGAACGACGCUGGCGAGGCCACGGUGUCCUGUAACGUGUCGGUGAAAGGACGACUUCCUCACGAAACUAGCGAUUCGGAAUUUGCUUGUAGCGACAUGGAGCCUGUGGUUCCAAAGAUUCAAAUGCCUUUGAAGGAUCUGAGAGUGCAAGAAGGUCGAUCCGUCAGAUUGGAUUGCGUGAUUGUUGGACAACCUGAACCGGAGGUGAUAUGGUAUCACGAUGAUCAGCCAGUGAAAGAAUCAGCCGAUUUCCAGUUAUUAUUCCAGGGUGACAAGUGUACCUUGCUCAUCCACGAGGCUUUCUUGGACGAUGCCGGUUUAUACAAAGUAGUCGCCAUUAAUUCAGGCGGUGAAGCUUCUAGUCAGUGCACGUUAACUGUAACGCCGGUCUCUGUUACCCAUGAAUUAGAAAAAACUCGAACGGAAGUCGAGGAGACGGUGACCGCAGGUUCACCCCCGAAAUUUGUGAAACUUCCAACAGAUUCGUUGAUAGCCGAAGGAGAAAAUGCCAUUUUUGAGUGUGCAGUGGUUGGCGAACCGAAACCGGAACUGAAGUGGUUUUCUGACAGUGGAGAAAUCAGUGAAAGCGAACGAAUUCGGAUCCAACGGAAGGAGGAUGGAACGAGUAUCCUGAGGAUCUUAUCAGCGAUCCCCGAGGACAAAGGAAAUUAUGUGGUGAAAGCUUUCAAUGCACACGGGGAAGCUAAGGCUUUCGCUAGAUUGGUCGUGAGAUCGUUGGGUGACUUUCGAAGGAAAGAAGAAUUCGUGCAGAUGGAGGAGAAGUUAAUUGCUCCGACGUUUAAGGAGAGAUUUGAGGACAGAAAAGUACCAGAUGGGGUUUCUACAAAGUUCGAGUGCAUCGUGGUUGGAAAACCAUCACCAAAAAUUCAAUGGCUGUUUAACGAUCGUCCUGUUCAUGGCAAGGAUUUCUUGGUAUCGGUCAGCGGAGAUCGGCAGGUACUGACGAUUCCAGAGACCGGAAGCACGCAUGUCGGUACGAUUUCCUGCGUGGCGGAGAACGCUGCUGGCAAAGCGACUUGCACCGCUCGGCUAGAAAUCGGAGGCUCGGAGGUGCAGAGGGAUAAAAAGGAGGUAGUAGAAGAGAAGGUUUACGAAUUGGUAGAAAGAAUACCCGGCGACGAGAUGCAUGCAUCGAGCAGCAGCGAUAAACACUUCUCUGCGGAGAAGUCCGAAAUUGGAGGUGAGAACAAAGUGCUGACGAAGAUGUCGGAGACCAUCACGGAAUCCUCGACCACUCAUAAGACCUUGAAGAAGGAGUAUAUCUCGUCGUCGAUGUCUUCGAGUACGGGGGCGCCUGGUCAAGAACCAACUAGCGUUUGCGUGAAGAGUACUGUUCAUAGUACGGAACAAUCAUCUUCGGCGGAUGGAGCACCUCCUGUCGUACAGUCGUACAAAGUGGAAGAACACGAGAAGAUAAUACAGGAUCAGCCAGGUGAAAUUCGUCAGGAGAGAACAGUGGUAGUGUCCCAAGAUGAGGAAGGAAUCAAGCGUGAUAUCAAAGCGACACAAAUACCAAAGCCAGUCAGAAAAUCCACUGCUCCAAGAUUCGUAUCACCGGUCACAGGAAUGAUCGUGGAUCAGGGUAGUGACAUCGUUCUCGAAGGAAUCAUCGAUGGUUUCCCUCAGCCUGUAGUGAUCUGGUCAAAGAAUGGACAAGAAUUGAAAACGAAGGAUAGUAUGACGAUCACUUACUCGCACAAUCAUGUUCGUUUAGAGCUGAAAAAUGUGAACGUUAAAGAUGCAGGAAGGUAUACUUGCACUGCGAGCAAUGAAGUUGGUUCUGCGAGUAGUACUGCGGAUCUCGUUGUUAAAAAAACGAUAUUCCCACCGGUGUUUGGUAGAAGACUGCAAGCUCAACUGGUGAAACGAGGAGAUCGCGUUAACAUGGAAGUGGAGAUCACUGGAACCCCGGAGCCCACAGUUUCCUGGUUCAAGGAUGACAUCCCCAUCAAAGAACGUCCACCCGAGCUACGAAUCAAGCAGCAAGGAAAUUGUUACAUGCUGAUUAUGGAGAAAGCUGCGAAAGAACACGCUGGAAAAUACAUGGUUCGUGCGACAAAUGCCGGCGGUGAAGCACAAAGCAUAGCUGAUUUCGCUGUUUUUGAACCAACGCCAGACACGAUGGUUGAAGUUCACAAAACUGUCAUCUACGAUGUGCAGGACAAAAAACUGAUGCAGUCCGACGAAAAGAAGGCGGAAGUUCCUUCCAGCAAGCAUCUGACGAGCGAACAGGUAUCAACAACCAAGAUCCAACCAGCUGCAACAAUAAAAACAACACCGACCGCGAUGUCCACUUCGAUGGCUCAAACGAGCCGCACUGUAGAAAAAAUCAAAGAACCGGAUACUGAGUUAUGUCGAUCUGAGAAGAUAUCGUCUACAGUGGAAUCCCAUCAAAUGGAAAGAAAAUCAGAGCAAAAGUACCAUAUGAAAUUGGAACACAAGAUGCCGAGCAUAGUCGAACCGAAAACCGAAGGAAAGACGGUGAUAAAGGAAGUGAUUCGCGAAGAGGUGAGAAGCAGCGAGCCAAAAAGCACAUUGAUCGAAGAGAAGAUUGAAAAUGAAAAUAUAGAGACAUCGAGAAUAGCGAAGAAGGAUGCGUUGAGUUUCUUCGAGUCGAUGACUAGAGAAACAGAAACAAUUCCGAAAGGACCUAAAGAGAUGAUCAAAUUAGUGGACGAUGCUGAUGGACACGAAGUGAAGGUUGGAAAAUUGACGAAGAAUUACGAGAAAUCCACCAGCUUCCAGGAGGUGAAGAAACCAGAAGUCAAGCCUCCGGAAUUGCUGACCACGAAGAAGGCUGUUCAUGAGAUCUUCACGAAAUUGGAACAAGGGAGUAUACCUUCUCGUGGUAUUGACAACAAGCUCUUCGACUUCCCGUACGAACCUUAUAAACCAACCAUGGAAACGAAAAAGACGGUCGUAGAAGAAACGAUCAGUUCAGGCUCGUCGUCCCUUCAAAGUUCCAUGACCAUGUCGAAGAUGGAGAGCAAGAGGGAGAGUAAGAUGGAGAGUAAGAGCUCUGAGCUACUGUCGGAAGGUUUCAAUUUAGUACCAGAACCUCCGCCGGAAAUCGGUUACAUGCCAAAGCCAGAGGAGGUGAAAAAAAAACGCCCUGAAGUGUCCAUCAAGGCUAAACAGCUCCAAGAGUCCUUCGACAAAACCCUGUCCCCUAUCGACGCUCCAAUUGGAGGCGUCAAGAUUUUCCCAUCACCUUCUCCAAAAAUCCUUGAAACUCCCAAGGUUGCACCUCCAUCGUUCUCCAUGCCACCUCCACCGUUUCAACUCGAGAAGAAAGAGAUAGUCGAAGAGGUGUGCAUCAAGAAGGACGUCCAUGAGAAAAGGGACCCUCAGCCGUUAGUGAGACCAAUCUCUCCCAGCAGACCUUGGUCUUCUUCUUCGGACGUGGAGACCAGGUCACAAAUGUCCACCGAUUUGUCAGAAUACAGGUGUCAUUCUGCAGCUUCUAGUCAUCAAGAGAUCUUGAGGUCCAGUUCGCCUAGACCUUCCGCCGAUGGUUUGGCGAUGGAAAAAUCUUGGGCCAAGAAGUGUGCUGAUUCUACCAGAAAAUCAUGGCCUCCUCAGGAAGACACUCCUAUCAAGUACAAACAAGAGUGGCAGAUGCCUGGAGAGGAUUACAAGACUUCUUCGAAGGAAUUUAAGAGAGAAGUUGAAGAAACGCCUGAAGGGGGGAUCAAGAAGACCAGUAUGGAGUCUUCCAGUACGACGGAGAGACGAUCCUGGAGCAGCAAACAGGAAACCAUGGACAAGAUGUCCAAAAGAGCUCCAUCGCCUCCAAAAAUACAGCCCAUUAUCUACAAUGCAGAAACCAUCAAGGUAGACCACACUGUGAACAAGAUCGAAGAGAAAUCUCUGUACGAGAAGUACAUCAGCGAGUGUGACGUGAAGAAAUCCCAGAAGUCUGAGAAACUAGAGGAGUACAGUUCAAAGAAGUGGACAGGUGCCGAGGAUUUGAAAGCACCUGGACUGGUUAGAAGCCUGGAGACACCAAAGAAACCAACGCCUCCGUUGUACCGCCCUGUUGAACCGAUACCGACCGACCAGAUCAUCCUGGAACCAGGCCCACCGCCCGAAAUAGGCUACAUCCCAGCUCCAGUGGUCAGAGAGAAGAAGAUAGAACAAAUAGAGAAAACCUUGGAGGUGUCACUGGAACACAAGCCGGCUAAAAUUCCUCCAGGAGGCAUCAGAACCAUUCCUCCAGCACCCAAGAAAGAAGAACCCCCUGCAUUGCCACCAAAGGACGUUCGAAUUACUCCACCACCAUUGCCUGCCAAACAGCCAACCCCCGUAGAACCUUUGGAACCCUUUCCAUUUAAACCAUCUCCGUCACCCACCAUCAAGACACCCAAGGUAGCUGUUCCCGCUCCAACUCCAUCAAAAUUCGUUAAGGGUUCCUUCGGUGUGGAAAGCGACUACGAGUCGGACAUGGACAGCCAUAUGAAAGCAAAAUGGCGACCAUACGAAAGCGACAACGAAGAGCCUCGUUAUCGAAGAGUGCAGCCGCCAGUGCCGAAACAACCGAGACCAAGGUCCACCGAGCCUGAACCACUCCCUCCAUCCAAGUUCGAGGUUCCUUCAGAAUCCACGGGUCUUCCUAGACCCGUGCUGACUAAGGAGCAGCAGGAGAAGAUGUAUAAGAAAACUACAACGUUUAAAAGGCAGGAGAAAGAAACGAAACAACAGAAGUAUCAGGUGGUUCAACCACCACCGGUGGAAUUAAAGCCUGGUUCACCUCCCAUUUACGUUCAACCAGCCACCAAGAGUCCCACGCCUAAGAGUCCACCGGCUAAGAAACCAGAAUCUCCGAAGUUCAAAGUGAAGACCUUCCAACAGGAAAGUGGUUACAUGGCAGACACCGACGAACCAUUGCAGCAGAAGUCAUCGGUUGCUUCUUUGUCGAAGAGCUUCGGUAAACAGGAGUCUUCGUCGUCUAUGUCGUCGCACAUGGAGUCGCGGACUUCCUACUCGGAAAGUCGGUCGGAAUACUUUGAGAGUAAGAGUUACGACAGCCGUCAGCAGCAACAGAAAAAGGAAUCGUUCGCUCCGUCUGCGCCAUCGAGCGUUAAACAACCCCCUCAGCAACGUAGCUCUUUCGUCGAGAAGAGCUAUGGUUCCUCUGCGGUUACCUCAUCGCCGAGAUUCAUGUCCGCCAAGGAAACUCUUUAUACCACGGAUCAAUCGCACAAAAAAUUCGAAGCACCGAAGAAAAUCCUGCCGCCAUCUCCGAGUCCUUCGAGAUUCGUGAAGAGCGAAUUUCGUGAAAGCGACUACGAGAGCGACUACGACGGUAGAAUACCACCCCUUUGGAAACCGCGAGGCUACGAAAGCGACGAUCAGUCUUUCAGAACCGUGAAACCGAAUCUCGCUGGUCCAGGAAAGCCGAAGGUGCAACGCGAGGACACUUCGAGGCUGAUCGAAGAAGCUUCGACGCGAGCGCAGAAAGCGAAGACGUUCGAGAAGAGGGAGGAGAGGGUGGCGACCAAACCGAAGACAGUUCUUCUUCCUGGUUCGCCACCGGAAAUCGCGUAUGCGCCUCCUCAACCUCAGCCGACUUACUACGAGGCUAGAUCGGGUAUUCCUUUCCACAACGCGAUCGGCACGGAGACCAAGAAGACGGUGAGGAUGGACGAAUCGACGGAGAACAGCAGAAGGAUCGUUACUGUCGAGCAAACGAGUCGAGUGAUCAAAUUCGGUGAUAAUCAGAAAUCGGCCACCGAUUUCGACAGCUUCGAUUCGUCCUCUGCUCAGAAGCAGAAGACGCAUUACAAGGUACCAACCCCUAAGAAGUUCGUCCAAGGUCAGUUCAGAGAGUCCGAUUACGAGAGCGAUAUCGAUACGAGGAUCAAGCCUAAAUGGGUACCUCCGGAGAGCGACAGCGAGGAACCUAGGUACAGGAAGGUUCAACCGCCUACCACGAAGACAACGCGAUCGUCGAGCGCUCCUGUCAGACAGGAACACGUGGUAUCACCGAUGGAAUUCGACACAGGACCAACGGUGCUGAGGAAGCAGACUUCCAUGAGCCAGCUGAGGGACGAAAGAAAGUUCGAUGGACAGGUGAAAAGGCAGGCGUCUUCGAGGCAGGAAGAGACCCUGAAGCCAGGUUCGCCGCCUGAGUUUGGAUACAUCUCGAGGAGCGACGUGAAGAAGGCUGCCAAUCACGUCGCGUCGCGUCACAUGAGCGACAUGACCAGCAGCUUCAAGUCGAAAACCGAAAAGUUCGUGACCGAUAUCCAGUCGGACUUGAAGCAGGGCAAACCGAUCCUGAAGCAACCGGUCGACGGUAGAGCCAGCGAUGCUGACGAGCCGAGAACUUACAGAGAAGAAUCGCGACUCUCGGAACAUGGAACGAAGCAAAUUGAUCCAGACACCGGACUGAUAUACUUCAAGUACGACUUCGGCUACGAGUUCGGCAUCGUGUUGCCCGGCGAAGGGAAGAAAACGGUGAGCAGUACGAGCAGAAGCGUCCAGGGUCAGAGACGAGCCAGCGACAUCGAGGUACCGAUCGUCCAUGAAUUCACGACGAGAAAAGAGAACGGUUUCGCGAAGAGGAGCGCUUCUUCGAGUUCGACCGCUCGACAGGGCAAACCUGCUGGAAAAUUUUCUGGUUCGAAAACGGUGAAAUGGGAGCCAACGUCCGAAAGCGAAUAUUCCGAAUCAGAGGACAUCAGGAACGCGAGAAAAAGGCACUCGGAGGGAGGGAACACGAUGACAGCACCCAGUCUCGUUAUACCUUGUUCACCAUCGCCAUCCAGAUGGGAUCACACGACGCCCAGUCCACUUUCCUUGAGCCCAAGCUUACCAAGUCUCUCUCCCAGAUACAGUAGUGCCACUGGACCACCCAGCAACGUCGAUUCCGCAGGAUCACCGUGGCCAACCACCAACGGGGUUGCCUCGAGCAAAGAAGUGAUUCAGCCUUACUUAGAAAUACUACCGAAAAAGGCUCCUCUUUUCAUCACGCCUCUGAGAGACAUCGCGGUCGUAAGCGGACAAACGGCAAGAUUCGAGUGCAUCGUUCAAGCUGAACCUCAGCCUAAUAUCCUUUGGUCCAAGGACGGCAGGAUAAUUGAAAAUUCAACGAGCUACGAAAUUCAUUACCGAAACGGAGUUUGUCGUCUCACCAUUGUGCGAGCCUUUCCUGAGGACGCUGGCACAUACGCGUGCACCGCAACGAAUAGCUUAGGUUCGACGGUAACUUCUGCCACCUUGCUGGUGCCAGGUGUACCAUCGCCAUUUUAUGGUACUUAUCGUGACCAAAACUUGAGCGAAAGAUCAGCAGAAAGUCCUCCAAAAUACGUUGCUCUGAGGGACCUAUUUCUACCUCAGGAAAGCGACGUGAAAACAGCUUCAUCGAAUCGUCAACAGCAACAUAAUUCAUCGACGUUCGAAUAUGCUUGGUCUGUGAAUCGCAGUUACGCAGGUGGCAGAUAUCGCGAGAAAGAAAAUGCGACAGAAGAAUGCGUCGAGAUAACGAGUCGAAAUCCGAUAGCACGACGACUCGAGUAUUCCGAUUUCCAGGCGAACGAUUCGUUUCGCGAUGUCGCUGAUUUUUGCUUCGACCGCGAAUAUUCCACCUGCAAUCCGUCCAUAGCGAGCCCACGGAACACCGUUCAAGGAGAGAUUGUGAUGCAGACGACGCCCACGGUACCAGCUUUUACCGGCAGACCCGGUGAUCCAUCGCCGCCGGUCUUCGAGCAGAUUUUCAAGAACGCCAGAUUCGCGCAGGGUGGGAACGCAAUUUUCGAGGGUCGCGUCAGAGGCAACCCGAAACCCACCGUCGCAUGGACGCACAAGGGUGCACCGUUGUUGGAAUCAUGGAAAAUUCGAAUGUCGUACGACGAUAAAACCGGAGCAGUCACGCUUCAAAUCAAUCAAAUCGGCCCUGGUGACGAGGGCGAAUACACGUGCAGUGCUAAAAAUCAAUAUGGAGAAGCGAUCUGUUCCGUCUACAUUCAGCCAGAGGGAUUCGGACCUCCACCUCAGCAGCAGAUCGGUGGCUACCGGAAGGAGUACGCGCAAACCUUCCAGUCCACCGAGCAAAAGAGUCAAACCGGAAGUCAAAGCUUCCAGCAGCGCAGCUAUCAGCAAACGAUCGACAAACGAAGCUAUGUUAACGGUACCAGUACCAGCAUCGAAGACUUCAAGGUGGACACGUUCGAAUACAGACUCCUGCGUGAAACCGAAUUUCGAGAAUCCAUUACACGCCGUUUCGUGGGCGAAUCGGACGUACAGAUUUCGACGGUCGUAGACCGAAGCCUAGGACCGGUUGCACCUCCGCAAAUCUCCCAAAAGCCGAGAAAUUCGAAGCUGAUCGAAGGAUCCGACGCUGUUUUCACUGCGAAGAUAUCUGGAAAUCCGAAACCAAGAUUAACAUGGUUUAAAAACGGCCAAAGGAUCCGUGAAUCUCAACGCGUGGAGAUGAGCCACUCGAACCAACAGGCCACUUUGAGGAUCAGAGUCGCGCUGCCGGAAGACAGCGGCCAUUACACCUUGCUCUCGGAAAACCCUCAAGGUUGCACCGUUAGUUCUGCAUAUCUGGCGAUCGAAUCGAGCGAUCAAGUGGAUCAAGCUUAUCAGACACCGAGAGAGAGCGUGAAAACACCGCAAGUAGAAUCGACCGGCGAAUCAGACUCUGGCAAGGUUCUACCGCCGAAUUUUGUUCGCACCUGCACCGAUCGUGAUGCUACCGAAGGGAAAAUGACUAGGUUUGAUUGUCGCGUAACCGGCCGUCCGUAUCCGGAAGUAACUUGGUACAUAAACGGGCAACAAGUGGCCAACGAUCUGACCCAUAAGAUCCUCGUCAACGAAUCCGGAAACAAUUCUCUGAUGAUUACGAACGUGAGCCGCGCGGACGCCGGCGUCGUAACCUGCGUCGCGAGGAACAAAGCCGGUGAAACGUCGUUCCAAUGCAAUCUGAACGUCAUCGAGAAGGAACAAGUUGUUGCGCCAAAAUUCGUCGAACGAUUCACAACGACGAACGUGAAAGAAGGAGAACCUGUUGUGUUCAUGGCACGCGCUGUUGGAACUCCUGUACCUAGAAUCACCUGGCAGAAGGAUGGAGUGCCGAUAACACCUGGACCGGAUGUGCGCAUAUCAACGGACGGUAGCGGAGCUUCAACUUUGGAUAUACCCUGCGCAAAAUUAUCAGACGCAGCUUGGUACCAAUGUACAGCACAGAAUGUAGCCGGCUCGACAGCUACGCGAGCUAGGCUUUUCGUGGAGACACCGAAAGGAGCAGCCCCCGAACCAAGACGCCUGAAUUUACCCCGACCGACGAAAGUCAUCGAACCAGAACCUGCGCCUGGCCCCGAAGUGAUCUAUUUGAGACACGUGGAACGCGCCAAACCAUAUUUGCCUCCACCAGAAGAGGACAGAGUUUAUCCACCACCGCGUUUCAUCAUACCAUUAAGGGACGUCCAUCAGAUCGAGGGUGGACGAAUUCACUUCGAGGCCAGAAUCGAACCGGUGGGCGAUCCCACCAUGAGGGUAGAGUGGUACGUUAAUGGAAGAGCUCUCGACGCGAGCUCCCGUGCGACUUCCAUUUUCCGAUUUGGCUUCAUCUCUCUCGACCUAAUCAGCAUAAUUCUUCAAGACAGCGGCGAAUACGUAUGCCGCGUCGUAAGUUCGACCGGAGUCGCUGAAUCUCGAGCUACCCUCAGCGUGACACCACGCGCAACAAUCGAACAGGCUAGCCAACACCCCGACAGCCUCCAGUACAUUCAACAGCUCGAGGAUUACAGCAAGUACCAAAGGCAGGAGAGUGUGGAGGAGAUCUCUUCACAGCGGCCGGCCUUCAUCCGACCACUCCAGGAUCUAGGAGAAUUACAGGAAGGACGAAACGCCCAUUUCGAGGCGCAACUCACUCCUGUAAGUGAUCCGACGAUGAAAGUGGAGUGGUACAAGGAUGGUAGGCCAAUCACAGCUAGCUCAAGAAUCACAACCAUCUUCAACUUCGGAUACGUCUCGCUCAAUAUAUUGCACCUACGAGCUGAAGAUGCCGGUUCUUAUACUGUCAGAGCUGUGAACCGCUUGGGAGAGGCCGUCAGCUCCGCAUCUCUCCGUGUCUAUGCACGCACAAGCGUUACUACCGACUUGGGAAUCCCCGAGCAACAGAGGUACAUCGAGGCUGCCGAGGAAUUGGAAGCAUAUCAGCAGGCUAUGCACCAGAAAUACGUGCAGGAACAGCCUGAACCGACCAGCCCGCCGGAAUUCAAAUCUCCUAUUAAGGAUCAGAACAGCAUACGAGAAGGCGGUUUUGCUCAUUUCGAAGCCCGCCUAGAACCAGUCGGCGAUUCUGAUCUGAGAGUUGAAUGGCUUAAGGAUGGACGCCCUGUAGAAGCUAGUUCACGUAUCACGACAUUCUUCAACUUCGGUUACGUGGCACUGACCAUCAAAUACGUAACCAUCCACGACGUCGGAAUAUACACCUGUCGAGCUUACAACCGCGCAGGUGAAGCUCACACGACAGCUCAAUUAAGCGUGAUUAGCAAGAACGACGUAAUCUACGACAGUCAACAUCCAACUGGAUUACAAAAGAUCCAAACUUUGGAAGAUUCCAGCAGAUACUCGCGACAGGUUCAAGAGGAGACACAAGUUACUCAAGCUCCAAGAUUCUUGGGCACCCUGAAAGGAACAAAUAAAAUCGUCGAAGGUCAACGUGCCCAUUUCGAGGCUCGUGUCGAACCUCAGAGCGAUCUGACCAUGACUAUCGAAUGGUAUCACAAUGGGAAAGCCAUCACUGCUGCGAACAGGAUUCAAACUUAUCAUGAUUUUGGAUACGUGGCUAUUGAUAUUCUUCAAGUCAGACCCGAAGAUGCUGGUACUUACACUGUGGUCGCUAGAAACGCCCUUGGAGAGGCUCGAUUGUCUGCUACUAUGGUUGUAGAAACACGUUCGAGCGUGGAUACCAGCAGCAUGCAUCGAACAUCGUACGAGAAGACCCAGCGUCUCGAGGAAUCAAAGUUCGUCGAACCUCAAUAUCAUAUCGAAGAAAUAUCGAAAUCAAAGCCUAUCUUCGUUCAACCCUUAAGCGACCCUAAACCUGUGAGCGAGGGUAAAAAUAUCCAUCUCGAGUGCCGUUUGGAACCAAUGGGAGAUCCAACGAUGAGAGUCGAAUGGUUCCAAAACGGUCGUCCCGUUACCGUUGGCUCCAGAUUCAGAACCUACUAUGAUUUCGGUUUCGUCGCUUUGGAUAUCGUACAUUCAACUAUCCUCGAUUCCGGAGAAUACACUGUCAGAGCUACUAAUCAUCUUGGCACUGCUCAUACUUCGGCAUGCGUUCGAGUCAUUGGAAAAUCUGAUAUCGUUACUGAAACUCAGCACGAGCAGUCGCUCGAACAGAUUCAGAUGCUCGAAGAUGCAGCCAGAUACCGGAAAACUCAACAAGAAGAGGUGACGGUAAUGCAAGCACCCCAGUUCACGCGACCAUUGCACAACAUAGAAACAGUAGAACUGACGAAUGUCCAUCUGGAAUGUCGUCUCCAACCAGUAGGCGAUGCUACGAUGAAAGUCGAGUGGUUCGUGAACGGUAGACCAGUGAAAACCGGGCACAGAUUCAGACCAUCCUACGAAUUCGACUACGUGGCUCUAGACAUACUUGGUGUUUACCCUGAAGACUCAGGGGUGUACACUUGCCAAGCUAGAAAUCAACUUGGCGAAGCGGUCACUUCGUGUUCGGUUAGAGUACACGCGAAGAAAGAUUUGUUAUUGGAGUCUCAGCAUCCUGAAGGAUUAGAGAGGAUUCAAUACCUGGAAGAUGCUUCCAGGUACAAGAGACACGAACUAGUUGACGAAGUGGUGAAAGUUAAGCCAAGAUUUGUCACUGCUCCGAAGAAUCAGGAAAAUCUUCACGAAGGACAACAUGCUCAUUUUGAGUGUAAAUUGGAACCAGUGACGGAUUCGAAUUUGAAAGUCGAGUGGUACAAAAAUGGUCGUCCGGUUACAAUAGGACACCGAUUCCGUCCGAUACACGAUUUCGGCUACGUUGCUCUGGACGUAAUCGACUUGAUUGCCGAAGACUCUGGCACCUACACUUGCCGUGCUGUCAACCUUGUUGGCAGUGACGAAGUGUCGUGCAGUCUCAGCUGUCGAUCCACUGCUCAGGUUUUAACGGACACGAAGAACGAGCAGGGUCUCGAACAGAUUCAUUACUUGGAGGACAGAAGCAAAUAUCAAAGAAGGGAAGAUGUCGAAGAGACAACCACUCAAGCGCCGAUAUUUACUACUUCCCUCAACAAUGUGGAGAUCAAGGAAGGUCAGAGAGCUCAUUUCGAGUGCAGACUGAUUCCAGUGUCCGAUGCAACGAUGAAAGUGGAAUGGUUCCAUAAUAACAAGCCAGUUAAAGCUGGAUCCAGAUUCAUUGAAACAAACAGUUUUGGCUUCGUGGCUCUGGACAUUAUGUACGCCUACCCUGAAGACUCAGGAACGUACACUUGUCGAGCUAAGAAUAUCAUUGGAGAGGCGAUUACUUCAGCUACCGCUAACGUUCACUCGAAAAAGUCGAUCUAUACAGAAACUCAGAACGAAGAGACUCUCCAACGACUUCACCAUCUGGAGGAUACUUCCCGAUACCAACGUAAAACCACAACAGAGGAGAUCGUUACUCAAGCUCCAGUUUUCACGAUGCCUAUUAAAGAUCUGAAAGUUGCUGAAAAUCAAGCAGCUCAUUUCGAGGCUCGUGUGAUUCCUGUUGGCGAUUCAAAAUUGAAAGUCGAAUGGUUGCGAAAUGGAGUUCCAAUCGCAGCUUCAAAUCGCGUGACAACGAUGCAUGAUUUCGGAUAUGUCGCUCUGAACAUGAAAUACGUGAACCCUGAAGACUCAGGUACCUACACUUGUCGUGCAGUGAACGAUCUUGGAGAAGCAGUAACGUCAGCAACGCUGUUCGUCCAGUCCAAGGCGGCCCUGCAAUUCGAGUCGCAGCACGAGAGCGCUCUAUCGAAACUGCAAGCUCUGGAGGACACGAGCAGAUAUCAACGUCACGAGGAAGAAGAGAUCGUGGUGAAGGAAAAACCAUCGUUCACAGUCCAACUGAACGGACCCACAAACCUGGUCGAAGGCCAAAGCGCACACUAUGAGUGCCGCAUCGAGCCUUAUCCAGACCCGAACAUGAAAGUGGAAUGGUUCCAUAAUGGCAAACCAUUGUCCACUGGUCACAGGUAUAGAACUACCUGUGAUUUUGGAUUUGCUUCGUUGGAUGUCCUCACGGUUUAUGCUGAAGACUCUGGUACAUACACUUGCAAGGCCACCAAUAAACUGGGAUCGGCGCAGAGUUCGAUCAAACUUGACGUGAAAUCUCGCGCCUCAAUUAUUCGUGAAACACAACACGAGAGUGCUUUGAAGAAGAUCCAAUAUCUCGAAGACGAUUCACGUUACAAACGUGUGGAUCAAGAAGAUCUGAUCAUCGCUGAGAAACCGAAAUUCGGUCGUCCAUUGAAAAAUAUCGAACAUUUGCCAGAAGGCAAGAGUGCUCAUCUCGAGGCGACUUUAACGCCUGUCAAUGAUCCCACUAUGGUGGUUGAAUGGUUCAGAGAUGGUAGACCUAUUCCUCAAGGACACAAAUUUAAGACCACUUAUGAUUUUGGAUACGUUGCUCUGGAUAUUCUCUAUGCUUACCCAGAAGACUCUGGAACUUACAUGUGCAAAGCGAGGAACGCUGUUGGCGAGGCUGUCACUACUUGUGUCAUCAGCGUUGACUCGAAACAAGGCCUGUUUCUGGACACCUUGGAUGCUCAACGAUUGCAGAAGAUUCGCGAAUUAGAGACUGUAGAGGUGAAACAAGAGGUUGAAAAAGAGGUUGUACACCAGAAGCCCGUGUUCCUGACACCGCUGAACAACCUGGAUCACCUAAAGGAAGGUGAACAUGCUCAUUUAGAGUGCCGUGUCGAACCUAUCAACGAUCCAAAUCUGAAGAUAGAAUGGUUCGUCAACGGAGUCGCUGUAAAAACAGGACAUCGUUUUCGUAAAACACACGAUUUCGGCUAUGUGGCCCUUGAUAUUCUUUACACAUACCCUGAAGACUCUGGCACUUACAUGUGCAAGGCUACAAACUUGGCUGGCGAGGCUGUCAACACGUGUACCAUCAAGGUUGGCUCUCGUCGCAGUAUUCUGUUAGAUACCCAACAUCCUGAUGGCCUUGAAAAGAUCCGUGAACUCGAGGCUCAAGGGCACCCAGCUCGCUUAGAAGUUGAAGAACCACCAGUGACACCACCGAGAUUCGUCACUGAACUCAGGGGUACCACUGAGGUAUACGAAGGACAAACUGCCCACUUCGAGUGUCAGAUUGAGCCUCUUCACGAUGCCAACUUAAGAAUCGAAUUCUUCCAUAAUGGCAAACCAUUACCAUCAGCUUCAAGGUUCCACGUGACAUUCGAUUUCGGCUACGUGGCUUUGGAUAUCGGCCACACAGUUCCUGAAGAUGCUGGAGAAUAUUCUGUCCGUGCCAUCAACGCUCUUGGACAAUGUGUCUCCUCCAUCGAGCUGAGAGUUAUCCCCAGAGACAACAUUAUUCUGGAUUCUCAACGUCCUGAAGGAUUGGAUAAAAUCCGAGAAUUGGAGGCACAACAACCCUGGAAGAGACCUGAUAUUCCGGAACCUCAGACGAGACAAAGACCUGUAUUUACUCAACCAUUGCAAAAUAUCGAUGCCAUUCCUGAAGGACAAACUGCUCACUUCGAGUGCAGGUUGAUACCUGUGGGAGAUCCUACUUUGAAAGUCGAGUGGUUCAGAAAUGAAAUUCCACUUGAGACAAGUUCACGAAUCACUAAAGUCCACGAUUUUGGAUACGUAUCCCUGGAUAUCAACCAUGUGCGUGAAGAAGACGAAGGUGUUUACAUGUGCCGUGCUUCCAAUCCACUCGGUGAAGCUGUCACCACUGCUUCCAUGAAAAUCAAGAGCAAAGCAAGUAUACAGUUAGAUACGCAGCACCCUGAAGCGCAACGUAAGAUCGCCCAAUUAGAAGCUGACAAACCUAGUCGACCCGAAGAGCCAGAGAAGGUAUUCGACAAACCCAUCUUCACACAAUUAUUGACUGGACCCACAGAACUCUGGGAAGGUCAAAUGGCCAGAUACGAGUGCAGAGUAGUUCCGGUUGGUGAUGCAAGUUUGAGAUUCGAAUGGUACAUCAAUGGUGUUGAAUUAAAAAUGGGAUCUCGUUUCCACGUGAGUCACGACUUUGGUUACGUGACCCUGGACAUUCUGAAAGUGAUAACCGAAGAUUCCGGUGUGUACACCUGCAAAGCAAUUAACAAAGCCGGUGAAGCGGUUUCCUCAAUUUCCCUCAAGGUGAAAGCUCGCUCGGCAAUCGAUGCCGACAGUAUCCAACCCGAUGCCUGGCAGAAGAUUCAGCUCAAAGAAGCCGAAAUGAACAAAGUACCAGAAAUGUUCGUUGAUACAACACCUCAGCAAGCUCCGGUAUUCACGAAACACCUUGAAAGCUACGACAAACUCGUGGAAGGUCAACAUGUCUAUUUAGAAGCUCAAGUAGAACCAAGAGCUGAUCCAAAUCUCCGCGUAGAAUGGUUCAAGAACGGUAUAUCUCUUCAAACUGGAACGAGACUUCGCAGCACCUUCGACUUUGGUCUGGUGACCUUGUCCAUCAAUGGGUUAAGACCAGACGAUUCAGCCAUUUAUACUUGCAAAGCUACCAAUCUGCUUGGCGAAGCUGUGUCCACCUGCAGCUUGAAGAUCGUCGAUCGUCAUUGGCUUCUGGGUGACACUCUUCAUCCCGAUGCUCUUCCUAAGAUCGACGCGCUGGAACAACCUCACGUUACAUCGGCAGAGCAACCAGAGCCUAUCUACGAAGAACCAGUUUUCAUCACCCAUUUGAACAACGUGGAAUGCGUGGAAGGUGAUAACGUGCACUUCGAGUGCAACGUGGAACCCUCGAAAGACCCGACCAUGAAGAUCGAGUGGUUCAUCAAUGGAAAACCCUUGCCUACCGGAGCUAGAUUCAAAUCCACCUACGACUUUGGCUACGUUGCCUUGGACAUCACUCAUGCUUACGAAGAAGACUCUGGAGUGGUGAUCGUUAAAGCUACUAACUCUAAAGGAUCAGCACAGACGUCUGGUACCUUGAAGUGUACCAGUAAACAGAGCAUCUACCUGCAGACCCAACAUCCUCAGGGAGAGGCUGGUUUGGAGAAGGUGAAAGAAGCUGAAGAUGCUUAUCUGUCCAAAUACAGGAGACCAGAUGAAGGGCCAGAACAUGAAUAUCCAAAACCAAUCUGGACAGUACCUCUGCAACCAGAGUUCAAGCUGGGAGAGUUUGAACCUCUUCAUCUGGAAGGUCAAGUAGAGCCGAAAGACGAUCCAAACCUGAAGAUCGAAUGGUACUUCAAUGGCAAAGUCUUGGAGCAUGCUUCUAGAUUCAAAAUGACCAGCGACUUUGGAUUCGUCACUUUGGACCUGACAGACGUCUACGAACGAGACUCUGGAAUCUACACCUGCAAGGCUUACAACAAGGCAGGCGAGGCCUUCACCUCGACAACCAUUUACUGUUCCACCAAAGAGAAUAUCAUUGAAAGAUCUCAGCAUCCAAAGGGUAAGGAAGGUCUCGAGGCUAUCCAAGACCUCGAAGAGUCGUUGAAACGACAAGAAGGUGCUCCUCCCGAGAGCGAGGAAGGUCAUCCUCCAGUGUUCACCUCACAGUUCGAGAAUUUAACCAACUUAUCCGAAGGAGAGAUCGCCCACUUCGAGGCAUCUCUCACUCCAACAGGUGACCAAACCAUGGUCGUCGAAUGGUUCUACAAUGGAAAGGUUCUGGAAGCUAGUCACCGUAUUAGAACAGUCUACGCCUUUGGUAUGGUUGUUCUCGAGGUGCUUGGAACCAAGAUAGAAGAUUCAGGCACCUAUUCCUGCAGAGCUACGAACAAAUGGGGUCAAGCAGAGAUCAGCGUGGAAUUGCAAUGCGUGGAUAAAUCCAAGGGACAGAAACCUAAAUUCACCACUCAUAUUCAAUCUCUCGAAGGCCUUAAAGAUGGCCAGUCGGCACACUUCGAGUGUACCUUGAUCCCUGUAGGAGAUCCUCAAAUGAAAGUCGAGUGGUUCCAUAACGGUCAACCUUUGAGACACUCGUCAAGGUUCAAGAUGGUCUCUGAUUUUGGAUUCGUCGUGAUGGAUAUCGCUGGAGUGAUGGCUCACGACACCGGCGAGUACGUUUGCAAAGCCAGCAACAAAUACGGCGAAGAUUUCACCAAAGCUACCUUGAAAUGUUUCGGAAAGAGCGGAGUGUAUUUGGACUCCCUGCAGCCGGAUUCUUUAGCAAGGAUCCGAGAGUUGGAGAGCUUCGGCGGUGAGCAACCAACGACACCGACCACUCCAGUAGCUGAACCACCGAAAUUCAUCACUCAGAUCGUCGAUAUUACCAGACUGGUCGAAGGACAGUCUGCUCACUUCGAGGCUAGACUCACGCCCGUAAACGACCCAGAUUUGAAGGUCGAGUGGUAUUACAAUGGCAAGAAACUUCCUCAUGGACACAGAUACAGGACCUUCCAUGAUUUUGGUAUCGUCAUUCUGGAUAUACUGUACUGUUACGAGGAGAAUUCUGGAGUAUACGAAUGCAGAGCUUUCAAUAAGUACGGAGAGGAUACUACCAAGGCAACGUUGAAGUGCUUCUCGAAAGCCAGUCUCAUCUUGGAAUCUCAGCUUCCAAAGGGAAUGGAAGGUGGUCUGGAGAAGAUCCAGACUCUGGAGGACUCGAUGAUUCGUACGAAAGAUGAGAAGGUUGUCGAAGAACGUGGAAAAGCUCCGAUGUUCACGGUGCCUUUGAGUAACAUCGAUGGACUUCGAGAAGGCGAAAGCGCGCACUUUGAAGCUAGGCUUAUACCCACCGACGAUCCAAAACUAAAGGUCGAAUGGUUCUGGAACGGAAAACCAUUGCGAACCGGCUCUCGUUUCCGCACCUUCUGCGAUUUCGGCUUCGUAAUCCUGGAAAUCUCUCCCAUCUACCCUGAAGACUCUGGCGAAUACAGCUGCAGAGCAACAAACGAGUACGGCGAAGCAGUGACCACCUGCACUAUGAAGUGUACUGGAAAACGUAGCAUAAUCUUGGAAUCUCAAUUACCGAAAGGAAUGGAAAGUACCAUCGACAAGAUCGCGGAAUUAGAAGGUCUUGGAAACGAGCCAGGUCAAGUAACACCGGAAGACGAUACAGGAAAGCCACCGGAAUUCGUCACUACACCGUCAGAUUUGACCCUAACCGAGAACUCUCUGGCACACUUUGAGUGCAGACUGACACCCAUCAACGAUUCCAGCAUGAGGGUCGAAUGGUUCCAUAAUGGAAAGCCUUUGCUAGCUGGAAGUAGGAUCAAAACGAUCCACGACUUUGGUUUCGUCAUUCUUGAAGUGGCUAAUUGUUACCAAAGAGAUUCUGGUCUUUAUACUUGCAAAGCAACCAAUCGUCACGGCGAAGCUACAGUGAACUGUAAAUUGCAAGUACGUGGUCGUCAAGGUAUCAUCCUGGAACCUCAGCUUCCUACUAACUUCAAGACCGGAACAGAAAGUAUCCAGAAACUGGAGGAGGCUUUGUACAAACGUGACGAGAUACUGACCGAAGAGGAAACGCCUAAUCCUCCUAAAUUCACCGUAGAACUGAAGGAUAUCGAGGUUGAAGAAGGAGCACCCAGUCACUUCGACUGCAGGGUCGAACCAGUGGGCGAUUCUACGAUGCGUAUCGAUUGGUUCCAUAAUGGACGAUCAUUCGCUACUGGCUCCAGAGUUCAUCAGAUCAAUGACUUUGGAUUUAUAUCCUUGGAUAUGUCUUAUACUUACGCCAGGGACAGCGGUGAAUACGUUUGCAGAGCUACGAAUAAAUGGGGAUCUGCUACUACCAAAGCGACCAUCACUUGCAAAUCCAAGAAGACGAUAGACUUCGAUUCUCAACUACCAUCAGGAAUGAGCGGUGAGAAAUUGAAAGAAUUAGAACGUGGACCAGUCAGCGAACCGCCUGUCGAAGAAGCACCGCGACAACCACCAAGAUUCAUCACGCACAUUCAAUCAGCGACGGUGGACGAAUCGGAACCGGUCAGGUUCGAAUGUCGCGUGGAACCGAAAGAUGAUCCAAAUUUGCGUAUCGAAUGGUACAGAAACGGGAAAAUGAUCCCGGCUGGGCACAGAUACAGAACCAUGUACGACAUGGGAUUCGUGUCCAUGGACAUUCUGUACGUCUACCCUGAAGACUCGGGCGAAUACGUGUGCAAGGCUAUCAAUGAUCUUGGAGAGGACACUACUAGGGCAUCGCUAUCCUGUAAAAAGUUGCCCAGCAUUAUCCUACAGAACCAAGUGCCAAAGGGUAUGAAGAAAUCUGAAGCACUGAUGCAGAUGGAAGCGACAAUUAAGAAAUACACUUCGGAGGUGCACUUGACAGAGGAUGAUCUCUACGAUGCCGACAAGAAACAACCACCUCGAUUCGUCACUCAGAUACUAGAUCAAACUGAGUUAGUUGAAAUGAACAGCUCGAAAUUCGAGUGCCAAUUGGCGCCUGUUGGCGAUCCAAACAUGAAGGUUGAAUGGUUCUUCAACGGCAAACCUCUACCUCACAAGAACAGAUUUACACCUAUCUAUGAUUUCGGUUACGUGGCCAUGAAUUUCGGUUGGGUGUACCCCGAAGACAGCGGAGAAUAUCUCUGCAGAGCAACGAAUCUUUAUGGAAUGGACGAAACAAGAGCGGUGAUCAGAACUGCCGGUAAACCUGGAAUUAUUUACGAGUCACAGUUGCCAAAGGGCAUGAAGAGUAUCGAGAAGAUCAGAGAAAUGGAAGCUGCAUGGCAAAUAGUACCUGAGGAAGAAGGCGAAGAAGAGAAGGUGCGGGCACCUCCAACAUUCGUCAGCAAACCUGAGCCUGUCACGGUCGAGGAGGGUGAUUGUUCGAGAUUCUGCUGUCGUGUCACGGGUCAUCCACGUCCGCGUGUCAUGUGGAUCAUCAAUGGUCACACUGUGGUCAACGGAUCGCGUUACAAGCUAACUUACGAUGGCAUGUAUCAUCUGGACAUCCCCAAGACGAGACAGUACGAUCACGGCAAGGUCGAAGUGAUCGCGAGAAGUUCAGUUGGCGAAUCUCGCACUGAAACUACCCUGACAGUGAAACCAAGAAGCGACGAUUAUCGUGGAGUGUUGAAGAACUCGCCGAGACCGUGGUAUGAUUACGGGCUGACACAAUACCAAACGGAGCGACAGAAUACAGAACUGGAGAAAGUAUUCGACGAGAGACAUCACAACGUGUCCCAAGGGAUCGAAAUCGCCACGGAACAUCUUGGACAGAAGGUGUUCAAGGAGCCUGAGACCGAUUGGCAGAAAUCGGUGAAGAGCAAGAAGAACGAAGAAUAUUAUAACAAACUGAUGACCCUCGAGGAGGAACAAGUCUUGAAGGAAACGAGAUUGAGAGAAUCUAGUCAUCAAUUUGCUAUUCCCGGUGAAAAGGUUGUUGCAGACUCUGUGGCGAAGGGAAUGGCACAGAAAUAUGAAGAAACUUUAGAAGAGAAGAAAGAUGAAAAAACCCAGGAGACAGUUCAACCACCUCCGAGACCCUUGAAGAAACCGCACACGACGGAAGUGGACAUUGACGUGGAACGAAUGAAAGUAACGGGAAAGUAUCCUCCAGGACCAUCGGAGUCCACGGUUCACGGUCGCGAGGUUCACGUGGCUAAACAGAAACAAACGCAGAAAGAGGUAAAAGGUGACCUGGAGAUCACCAGAAAGAUAACUGCGACGGAAACCACCGAAGUGGAGCACAAAGCGAAGACCCAGGAACGUGUUGUUCAGGGUCCAACGAAGCCAGCUAAGCCACCGGUAUUUACAAAGAAGAUCCAACCUUGCCGAGCUUUCGAGCAGGAACAGGCACGAUUCGAAGUCGAGUUCGACGGUGAUCCAUUGCCGACCGUCAAAUGGUAUCGCGAAGAUUUCCCGAUUCAAAAUUCAGCGGAUCUUCAGAUAUACACGUUCAGCACGAAGUCGGUGCUGAUUGUUCGACAAGUGUUUAUGGAGGACUCUGGAGUUUUCUCCGUGAUCGCUGAGAAUCGAGGUGGAAAAGCAAAAUGCAGUGCCAAUCUAGUUGUCGAAGAACGUAGGAGACAACCUGGAAGAGGUGGAGUGAUUCCUCCCAGCUUCCUCUCAACCAUUCAGAACACCUCAGUGACCACUGGUCAACUGGCUAGAUUCGAUGCCAAAGUUACUGGAACUAAACCUCUGGACGUGUACUGGUUGAAGAAUGGCAAGAAGAUCACAGCCGACAUUCGCUACAAGACCCUCGAAGAAGACAACACUUACACCUUGUUGCUGUUGGAGACGGUACCCGAAGAUUCAGGGAAAUACGAAUGCGUCGCUAUAAACAAAGCCGGAGAAGCGCGUUGCGACGCUGAAUGUACGGUACGAGGACCACAAUCACCGGCUAAAUCAGCGAAACCGACGACGCCUGGCGUCGAAAAGGCACCCGCGGUUCUCGAGCCAUUGAAAGACCAGACGAUCAGAGAAGGAACAUCCGUUGCCUUCUCUUGUAGGAUCAGCGGGAAACCAGUACCCACGGUGCAAUGGAAGAAGGGCGACAAGGUAAUCAAGCCGUCCAAAUACUUCCAAAUGUCAAAGGAAGGUGAUUUCUGUACCUUGAGGAUCUCCGAAGCUUUCCCUGAAGACGAAGGUGUCUACAAAUGCAUUGCCAAAAAUCCAGCAGGCGAUGUGACCACGUCAGCCAACCUUCGAGUUCUCGCUCCUGACGCAGCCGAUGUUCUACCAAAACUGACACCUCUAAAAGAUCAAAUUGUCAGUGAAGGGCAACCAGCUCAAUUCAAAACCCAAGUUACUCCAUCGAAGCCGAAGCCAACGAUCCAAUGGUAUCGCGAAGGUGCCUUGAUUCCACAAUCACCUGAUUUCCAGAUGAUUCACGAAGGCAAUAAUGCUGUGCUAUUGAUCGCGACCACCUACGAAGAGGACACUGGCACCUUCACCUGCCGGGCAACCACUUCGGCCGGCACUGUAGAAACUUCUGCCAAACUCAUCGUCAAAAAAAGAACAGGGGCGUAUUACGAAGUUCCUGCGGAGACGGGGCCAGGUGCGAGAACCGGUGACAAACCGUUUGUAAGUUUAGGAACCGGCAAGGAUGUAAUCCUUGAGCCAAUACCGUUAGACAAAGGCGAAUUAGAAAUACCCUUGAAACCCGGCGAUGAAACGCUACCCUGGCGAAAAGGGCGCGUUCAUCAUCGACCUCGACUAGCAGACACGACACCAUGGAGAAAAACGAAACCAAAAUCUCGCGACACUUCCUUGGAUAAAUUGCAAGCCACCGAGAGUCAAAUAAAACCGUGGACGGAAGAAACGGUAACCCUGAAGAAAACUCCUCAGCAAGCACGAGAGAUACCUAAAGAGAAACUCGAAGAGGUGGAAUUAAAACCGGCGAAAAUUGAGAAGAAAGAAAUCAGAAGACCCAGUCUCGAAACUGUGGACUUGAAACCGUUCACCAAAGAGACAACAAAGGAAACGAAGAUAGAAGAAAAACUCACUCGUCGCGAAGAGAUUGAUAAAGAGAUCUAUGAAGAGGAAGAAGACUCUAGAUUCCUGAAGACCUCUAGAAAGGUAGAUGAAACCGUGCAAAGAAAGAAGGACGAGGUGAAACCAUGGACCGAGGAGAAGGUUACCUUGAAGAAGUCUAAGCCUGAGAAGAAAGAACUUCCAAAGGAAACUUUGGAAACUGUGGAAUUAAAACCAUCCAAAAUUGGCAAAGGCGAAGUUAGAAAACCAAGUUUAGAAAAAGUGGAUUUGAAACCAGUUCCAACAACGGUGACUGAGAAGGUUAGUGAGAAAGUUACUGAAAAGACUGAGUACCUUGAACAAGAAGACACAUCGUUGCUGGAUGUCUCCAGGACUGAAGAAGUGAAGAAGAAAAGAAAAGAAAAGGUUGAGGAGAAACCUGAGAAACCUGAGCAAGCUAAACCUUGGACCGAAGAGAAGAUCACUUUGAAGAAAUCCAAACCUGUGGUAAAGGAAAUUGAAAAGGAGACCUUGGAGACCGUGGAAUUGAAACCAUCAAAAAUUGGUAAAGCUGAACUUAGAAAACCAAGUUUAGAAAAAGUAGAUUUGAAACCAGUUCCAACGACUGUGACUGAGAAAGUCACUGAGAAGAUUACUGAAAAGACUGAGUACCUUGAACAAGAAGACACUUCGUUGCUGGAUGUCUCCAGGACUGAAGAAGUGAAGAAGAAAAGGAAAGAAAAGGUUGAGGAGAAACCUGAGAAACCUGAGCAAGCUAAACCUUGGACCGAAGAGAAGAUCACUUUGAAGAAAUCCAAACCUGUGGUAAAGGAAAUUGAAAAGGAGACCUUGGAGACCGUGGAAUUGAAACCAUCAAAAAUUGGUAAAGCUGAACUUAGAAAACCAAGUUUAGAAAAAGUAGAUUUGAAACCAGUUCCAACGACUGUGACUGAGAAAGUCACUGAGAAGAUUACUGAAAAGACUGAGUACCUUGAACAAGAAGACACUUCGUUGCUGGAUGUCUCCAGGACUGAAGAAGUGAAGAAGAUGAGGAAAGAGAAGGUUGAAGAGAAACCUGAGCAGGCUAAACCUUGGACCGAAGAGAAGAUCACCCUGAAGAAAGCGAAACAUCUGCCAAAAGAAAUUGAAAAGGAGACUGUAGAGACUGUGGAAUUGAAACCAUCUAAAAUUACCAAAUCGGAAAUUAGGAAGUCUAGUGUGGAAAAGGUGGACCUGAAGACAGUGACCAAAGAAACGAAAGAAAUUACACAGAAAACUGAUUAUAGAGAAGAAGAAGACACCACGUUACUCGAAGUUACCAAGGACACACAGGUGAAGAAAACGAGAAGGGAAUCUAUUCCGGUUGAGAAGGUCGAAGGACCUAAGCCCUGGACGGAAGAAAAGGUAACCCUGAAGAAAGCAAAGCCAGAGAAGAAAGAAGUGCCAAAAGAAAAACCAGAAACUGUCGAAUUGAAACCUUCCAGACCGCAGAAAGCCGACAUUGAAAAACCGAGCCUCGAGGAUGUGGAUCUGAAACCAAUUCCUAAGAAAGUAACAAAAGAAAAGACAGAAAAGGAUAAGUACAUUGAAGAAGAGGACACUUCGCUUCUUGAAGUCACCAAGGACACUGAGACCACCACUAAAGUAGAGAAGAAGGUGAAGAGAAGGGAAGAGGUUGAAAAGAAGCCUGAAACUAAACCUUGGACCGCGGAGAAGAUUACCCUGAAGAAGGCGAAAGUGGAGCAGAAAGAGAUUCGCAGGGAGAGCAUUGAAGAAGUUACUCUGAAGCCAACGAAAACGGAAAAGAGACAAGUAACAAAAGAAACAUUGGAAAAAGUCGAUUUGCAGAAGGUCACUGAUAAGACCCAGUUUGUUGAAGAAGAAGACACUACACUGAUGAAGGUUGAUAAAGUUGAGAAAGUAGAAGAAGAAAGGGUAGAUAAAAUGGCCACCUGGAGAAGAGACAGAAAACCAAAAGAGAAAGCUCCAUACCAUGAAGAAGAAGACAAAUCAAUUCUCGACGUGAAGAGAGACGAAGAGUCUACGGAAAAACGAAAGGAAGUACCUGUACCUUGGGCCAGGGGAAAGAAGAAGCCAACUGAGAAAGCACCUUACCACGAAGAGGAAGAUACGAGUCUCCUCGACGUGAAGAAAGAUGAGGAAUCUAUAGAAAAGCAGAAAGAGGUGCCUGUACCUUGGGCCAGAGGUAAGAAGAAACCGAAGGAAGAGAAACCAGAAUUAGUUCCACAACAGGUACAACCUGAAGAGAAACCCGAGGAGGAGGAAACAUUAGAGAAGACGCAAGUUCCAUGGCUUCGGGACAAGAAAGUAGCGAGAAAAAUACCAGAGAGGAAGGAGGAACCGGUUGAGGACAUUAAAUCGGUCACGUUGAAACCAGUGAGACGGGAACGCGCGCCCGAGGAGAAGGAAAAACCGGAAGAAGUGACCUUGAAGCCUGUCAAACGCAUUCCACGUGAAGAAGAGGAGAAAGAGGAGGUGCAAUUGAAACCCAUUCCGAAACGCAAGCCUGAAGAAAAGCCACAAGAAGAAAUAAUACUAAAGCCAUUCCAGAAACCAAAGCCUGAAGUUGAGGAACAAGAGAAACCGAAAUUGAAACCAUUCGAAAAAGCGAAACCAGAAGUACCGGAGCAAGAAAAAGUACAGUUGAAACCGUUUAAACGAGAGAAGCCGGAAGUACCGGAGAAAGAAAAAGUAGAGUUGAAACCGUUCAAACGAGAGAAACCCGAAGAGACCUUGGUUCCACAGAAAGUUCCUGAGAAACCGGAAGAAGAACAGCCUUCGGAAGUUGAAGAGGUAUCUUGGCGUAGAAAACCAAAGAAGAAAGAGGCAAUAAUACCAGAAAAGCCUGUUGAAAAAGUGGAAGAAGUAAAGGUUGUUGAAGAUAAGGUAAUAAAGAAACAGGAAGAAACGAUAGAAGACUUCAAAUCGUUCACAUUGAAACCGACUAAACGCGGUAAAAAACCUGAAGAGAAGGAAGAGAAGGAAGAAGUGACGUUGAAGCCAGUGAAACGUCUUCCGAAGGAAGAAGAAACUAAAGCAGAAAUUAAACUAAAACCAGUAGAGAAGAAGGUUGAAGAGAAAGAGGCAAAGCCAUUGAAACCAGAAAUGGCACCAACAGUUCCUGAAGAAGAGAAGCCAACAGAAGUAUCAGAGGUUCCUUGGAAACGUGGAAAGAAAAAACCUGUAGAGAAACGAGUAGAAGAAGUAACAACUGAAGAAAAGAAAGUAGAAGAAGAAGAGAAAGAAGUCUCUGAGUUAAGUUGGCGCAAACCACGAAAAGAAAAGGUAAAGGAGGUAAAGAAGGAACAGGAAGUUGAAGAUUUCACUGCUGUUAUGUUGAAACCAACGCGAAAGGAGAAGAAACCGGAAGAGAAAGAGGAGAAAGAGGAAAUAACAUUGAAACCGAUUCAGAAGGUACAAAAAGAGGAAGAGAAGCCUGAAGCAGUGACUUUGAAACCGGUGAAAGUAGAAAAACCUGAGGCUGUAGAAAAAGAAGAAGUUCCAGAAGAGAAGACAGAAUUGCCAUGGCGACGUGGUAAGAAACCAGCGAAAAAGAUCGUGCCACAGGAAGAGGUUAAACCGGAAGAGAUCAGAAAACCUGAGGAACGAGUACCAGAAGUUAAGGAAGAAGUACCGAAGAAACCAAAGGUAGAAAAACCUGAAGAAGAGAAACUAGAGGUUAAACUGAAACCUGUUAAGAGAUUAGAAAAACCAGAGGAAGCUAAACCGGAAGAAGUUACUUUGAAACCAGUGAAACGACUUCCUAAGGAGGAAGAAGAAAAGGAGGAAGUAAAAUUGAAACCAAUAAAGAGAGAAAAACCAGAAGAAGAAAAGCCUGAGGUAAAAUUGAAACCUUUUAAGAGAUUGGAAAAACCAGAGGAAGAGAAACCGGAAGAAGUAACUCUGAAACCAGUGAAACGUCUUCCAAAGGAAGAAGAAGAGAAAGAGGAAGUGAAAUUGAAGCCAAUUGACAGGAAGAAACCUGAGGAAGAGAAACCAGAGGUUAAGUUGAAACCAAUCAAACGGCUUGAGAAACCUGAAGAGGAAAAACCAGAAGAAGUUGCUUUGAAACCAGUGAAACGACUUCCUAAGGAGGAAGAAGAAAAGGAGGAAGUAAAAUUGAAACCAAUAAAGAGAGAAAAACCAGAAGAAGAAAAGCCUGAGGUAAAAUUGAAACCUUUUAAGAGAUUGGAAAAACCAGAGGAAGAGAAACCGGAAGAAAUAACUCUGAAACCAGUGAAACGUCUUCCUAAGGAAGAAGAAGAGAAAGAGGAAGUCAAACUGAAGCCAAUAAAGAAGGAAAAGCCUGAGGAAGAAAAACCGGAGAUUAAGUUGAAACCAAUCAAACGACUUGAGAAACCUGAAGAGGAAAAACCAGAAGAAGUUACUUUGAAACCUGUGAAGCGGCUUCCUAAGGAGGAAGAAGAAAAGGAGGAGGUGAAAUUGAAACCAAUAAAGAAAGAAAAACCAGAAGAAGAAAAGCCUGAGGUAAAAUUGAAACCUUUUAAGAGAUUGGAAAAACCAGAGGAAGAGAAACCGGAAGAAGUAACAUUGAAACCAGUAAAGCGACUUCCCAAGGAGGAGGAAGAGAAGGAAGAGGUAAAACUGAAACCAAUAAAGAAAGAAAAACCAGAAGAAGAAAAGCCGGAAGUUAAGUUGAAACCUGUUAGACGGCUUGAAAAACCUGAAGAAGAAAAGCCAGAAGAAGUUACACUGAAACCUGUCAAACGUCUUCCUAAGGAAGAAGAAGACAAGGAGGAAGUCAAACUGAAGCCAAUAAAGAAGGAAAAGCCUGAGGAAGAGAAGCCAGAAGUAAAGUUGAAACCAGUUAAACGACUUCCAAAGGAAGAAGAAGAGAAGGAGGAAGUCAAACUGAAGCCAAUAAAAAAGGAAAAACCUGAGGAAGAAAAGCCGGAGGUUAAGUUGAAACCUGUCAAACGACUCGAGAAACCAGAGGAGGAAAAGCCGGAAGAAGUUACAUUGAAACCAGUGAAACGACUUCCCAAGGAAGAAGAAGAGAAGGAGGAAGUCAAAUUAAAACCGAUCAGGAAAGAAAAACCUGAGGAAGAGAAACCAGAAGAAAUAAAAUUAAAACCUGUCAAACGAUUAGAUAAACCAGAAGAGGCAAAACCAGAGGAGGUAACGUUGAAACCUGUGAAACGGCUUCCUAAGGAAGAAGAAGAAAGGGAAGAAGUGAAGCUGAAACCAGUAAAGAAGGAAAAACCAGAAGAAGAGAAGCCGGAAGAAAUAAAAUUAAAACCUGUCAAACGAUUAGAAAAGCCGGAAGAAACUAAACCAGAAGAAGUAAGUUUGAAACCCGUUCCAAAGGUUGUUCCUGAAAAGGAUGAAGAGAAACCGGAAGAAGAGGCGCCUGAAACCUCCAUUUUACCAUGGCGCCGUGGCAAGAAGACAAAGAAGGUUGUCGAUUUCCACGAAGAAGUCACUGUAGUACCAAUCGAUCAAGAGAAGAUCGUUUCCGAAGUUCAUGAAAAAGAAACAACGAUUGUGGAACAGAAAGUGGAAGCCAAGGAAGUGAUCGAAAAGAAGGUCGUAGUGGAAGAAGUAAAACCUGAAGUGGUUGAAGAGGUCACUGAAGUAUCCGAAGUAUCCUGGAGGAAGCCACGAAAACCGAAGAAACCGGUGGAAGAAAAGGAAGUGGUUGAGUUGAAGCCAGUGGAGAAGCAUGAAGAAAUUGUAGAAAAAGUUGAGGAGAAGAUAACCUUGAAAAAAGUGAAGAAAGAGGUCCCUGAAGUCGAGGAAAAGAAGGAAAUUCAACUAAAACCUGUUCCAAAGAAACCGAAAGAAGAAGAAGUACCCGAAAAGAUAAUUCUGAAACCUGUGAAAAAGGAGAAACCUGAAGAGAAACCAAAAGAAGAAGAAAUUCCAGAAUUAAAACCAGUCAAGUUAGAAAAACCAGAGAAAGUUGAAGAAACUGAAGAGAAGGAGGAAGUGAUGGUCGAAAUAACGCGAAAAAAGCCGAAGAAGAAACCUGAAGAGGUACCAGUCGAGAAAGAAGAAGUUGUCGAAACUGAGAUUACAGAAAUCACGGAAGAAAAACCGGAAGAAAUAUCAGUUCUCCCAUGGCGAAGGCCAAAGAAGGUUACCGAAAAGAAGAUCGAAGUGGAAGAAAUAAAACCUGAGAAGGUCGAAGACAAAGAAGUCGAAGAGGUCACUGAAACAACAGAAGUAUCCUGGAGAAAGCAACGAAAACCGAAGAAACCAAUAGAAGAAGAAGAAAAGCCUGAAAAGGUAACUCUGAAACCAGUUAAAAGGGAGAAACCUGAAGAGAAACCAAAGGAAGAAAUUCCAGAAUUAAAACCAAUCAAAUUAGAGAAACCAGAAAAGGUUGAAGAGACUGAAGAGAAAGAAGAAGUGAAGGUAGAAGUAACUCGAAGAAGACCGAAGAAGAAACCUGAAGAAAUCCAGCGAGAAGAAAUUGAGGUGGAAACCAAGGAAGUUGUCGAUGAUGUCGAGGUCGAGAAAAUUGAGAAACAAGAAAUUCAAAUUGAAGAUCGUAAGAGGAAACGGAAACAGCGUACUCAGGUCGAUAUAUCGAUCAUCGAUAAAGAUAAAAAAAUCGCGCCAAGGUUUAUUCAAAAAUUGCAACCGGUCAUCGCCGAACCGGAAAGCACCGCGAAAUUCACAUGCACGGUAUUUGGCAGUCCGGUUCCUGAAAUUUCCUGGUACAGGAACGAACAGGAACUUCACGCCAGUGAGAAGUACAUAAUGACGGUGUACGAAACAACGGCUUCGUUGGAGAUAACUAAGGUGAAAGAAGAAGAUGCUGGAAUGUAUUCUUGCAGAGCAUCGAAUCCAGCUGGAGUCGCAACAUCCACCGUGAAUCUCGUGAUAUUUGAAAAAGAAGAAGAGGGCAUAGCGCCUCACUUCUCAACGCCCAUCAAGCCGCUAAUGGUGGAGGAGCAUAAACCAGCUCUGUUAGAGUGCGUGGUAACUGGAAGCCCGGUACCGGAAGUGAAAUGGUACCGGGGCGAACAGGAGCUUAAACCUAAGAAAGGUAGAGAAAUCACCUUCAAUCCUGAAACUGGAGAAGCGAAAUUGCAUAUACUGGAGCCGACGGAAGAGGACGAAACGAUUUAUAGAGUUCGAGCUGUGAACAAAUUCGGUCGGGCCGAAUGUAGAGCUAAUUUGUUGAUCAGUAACGUGGUGAAAGUCAGUAAACCGGAAGUCCUUAGAGCACCAAAGAUCACCAGACCGUUGCCGGCUUUAGUCGCGGAACGUGGAAAGCCUUUGACUCUGUCUGCUGAUUUCGAAAGCAAACCUACACCGGAAGUGAAGUGGUUCCGCAACGGUGUUGAAUUAGCACCGUCCGAGAAGAAUGUGAUCAACAUCUACGAGAACACGGCCGAGUUGUUCAUUCCAGAGGUGACCAAGAAGGACGGUGGAAAAUAUGAAAUUCGUGUCCAGAAUCCUGUCGGAGAAGCUAGAAGUUCUGGAUCUGUUACCGUGAAAGAUCGUCCGGAUAAAACGGACGAAGUUAAAGCUCCGAGAUUUAUCGAACCGUUGCAACCACAAAUCGUUGCCGAAGGAGAGGUCGUGAUUAUGGAGACGAAGGUUGAAUCUUAUCCAACAGCCUCGUUCCAAUGGUUCCACGAAACUCGUCCUUUGGAGUCCACACCGCAAGUGAGGAUCGUCACUCAAGAAAACAAAUCGAUCCUGAUGAUCAAAGAGAUCAAAUCCGAAUACGCUGGCACUUACACCUGUCGCGCUGAGAACGUUGGUGGAUCUGUCACCUGUACAGCCACCAUAAAUCUGCUGGAAACACCAUGGGAAGAAACGGUGGAGCUAGUUUCACCGACGUUUGUCAAACGAUUAUCACCGGUCAGGGUCAUGGAUGGUGAAAGCGCGAACCUGACUUGUGUGGUACAAGGAAAACCCACUCCCAGAGUGGAAUGGUACCACGAUAGUAAACCUAUCAAAGAAGGAAAAGAGAUCACCAUCGUACAGGACACCGAAGGUGUCUGUAGCUUAGCCAUAACCGAAGUGUUCCCUGAAGAUGCAGGUGAAUACACUUGUCGUGCCGUGAAUCCUGUCGGCGAAGCAGUUUGCACGACGUCGCUUAUCGUGGAAGCAUACGAGUACGUACCGGAUUCGGAAAUUGCAUCCUCGAUCGUCGCGACGUCUCUUACUACAGGGCAGAGUGGUUCCGAAGAAGAUCUCUUAUCUCCAAAGGAAACUCCAUUGUUCGACACGGACACGGAAGAAUCCGCGCCGGAGAUAAUUAAGAAGCUUCCUCAGUUAAUUCCUACCAAAGAUGGAGAAUUAACCAGACUGGAAGUGAAGGUCAAGGGAAAACCAAAGCCAGAAGGAAAAUGGUACAAGCAGGGUGUAGAGAUCGUGUCGUCUCAAGAAUUCCAAAUCGAAGAAUUCGAAGAUGGCACAUCUGUGUUGACGAUCGCCGAAACUUACCCCGACGACACGGGCGAGAUUGUGUUCGAAGCGCACAAUCCGCUCGGAGUAUCGACCACGAUGACGUACCUAUCGGUAGAAGGAAUCGUUGGAACGAAGGAAUACAGAAAGCCGGAAUGGGUGACCCACAUGGAGGAGAUGCAAGAAGCUCUAAGAGCCACGCAAACUGUACCACGAUUCAUUCAAGAGAUAACAGAUGUUUAUGUGAAAGAAGGUGAUACCGCAGUGUUCGAGUGCUCUUAUUCGGGCAAUCCUACUCCAGACGUUGUAUGGUACAAGAACGAUAAGAUGCUAAUGAGCACACAGAACCUGAAGGUGCGAAUCUACGAUGACGAUAAGAAGACAGUGUUGACGAUCAAACACGCGACCGAAGAAGACGACGGCGCUUAUGUGUGUAAAAUCACUAGUGAAACAGGUCUAGCGACAUCGAAAGCCAAAUUACACGUGACUGACGUAACCGAUGAGAAGAAAUUCUACGAGGAGGAGGAGGAAGUCGAAGAGCAGACGAUAGAAGUAAAGCCGAAAGAGAAACCACAGAAGAAGAAGUUGAGGAAGGCGAAAGAAGUGAAAGAGAAAGUUAAAACUGAACGUGUGAAAGUGGACAAGAAAGAAGUGCGCAAAGAGAAACUGGUUCCUAAAGAACAACCAGAAGAAAAGAAAAUUGUCGAUAUCGAAGAAACACAGAUACUCGAAUCGACAGACAUUAUCGAAGAGAAACCAACCGAGGUGUCGCAAGCCAAGAAGAUAGUACCGAUCCAAGAGCCUGUGUUGACAGAAGCAACCGCGUCCCUGAAGAAGAUCGACGACGAGAAACCAAAGGAUAUGGUACCAAAACCUGAAGAGCGUGCCAAGCGUGUGAUCGAAGAACGUGAAGGAAUAGUGGUCGUCUCCGAAGUAACCACCGAGGACAUGGCACCCGAUUUCACCGUAGAAUCCAAGGUGGAUCGUGCUCAGAUAACGUCAGAAUCUUUACAGACAGUGACCGUGUCCGAGGUUCACACAGAGACCAGCGUGCAAGAGGUCAGACGAGCAGAAGCGAAGCAGAGGAAGGCGAAGAAGACGGUGGUAACCGAAGAAGAGAUAUUCGAGGAGAGACCUAAAGAGGUGGUCGUCGAAGAGAAGCCAAAGAAGAAGAAGAAAACAGAGAAGGUGAAGGUUCGAGAAGAAGUUACCAUUGAAGAAAUCGUCGAAAGGCAGAGAGAAAACAUCGCCAGAGAAGUUGAAGAGAUCAUGGAGAUGUUACACGCGAAAGAAUUCGGGCCUGGAGAGGCUCCUCUUCGUGAACUGGCCACUAUCGGUUACCUGGUUCGUCAAGGUGUCUCCGUGAAUGAAAUCAACGAAAGUCUUUACAGGACCGAGAACUUCCCUGCCCUGAAGACACCUGAGGCACAGAACGCUCUUGUUCAAUUGGUCGAGAGAGAAGGUCACGGACCUCUUAUCACUCAGGUUCUAACCGAAGAGACGACCACCGACGAAAGCGUCGUGGCUGCGACCGUUGGUUUCCGCGCCUUCAUGAGGAUGAUCGAACUGCAACACGUCACCGUGGAAGAGGUGCUCACGCACUUCGCUCCGGAGGACUUCCGGCCACGUGCUUGGGAGGUUACCGAAGCUACGGAAGUUGAAACGGAAGAACGGGUUACAGAACGAGUGGAUGUCGUUCGCAAGACGGAAGUCCACUUUAUGGAGAGGAGGGACGAAAGAAAAGCCGUCCGCACGCAGGAUAUUCGUGACAUUAAAGAAUACGAGGACACACGGCAGACACACACAACACUGCGCGCACGAAAAGAUAGAAAACCGAGGGAAGAGACAAAGGAAGAUAGGGACGAGGGGGUUCAGGUUGUAGAGAUCGAAGAGAUCGAGGAUACCGAACAAGAGAAGAUGAAGAAGAAGCGAAAGGACGUGGAAGAGAUCGAGGAAGAGAUCGAAACCGUGAUCGUUGAAACAGACUCGAAGGGCAGGCUGGCUCAAAAGAAAAAGAAACGCGAUGAUUUAGAAGAGAAGGAGGAUGUUGAAGAAGAAGAAGAGAUUAUAGAGAAAGUAAGAAAAGAACUGAAGCCAAAGCGACCUAAGAUCGGCAGAGACGAGGUUGAACUCGAGGAAAUCGAAGAAUUCGACGUGACCGAAGAUAAAUCAAUGCCAUCAAUCAUGGUGAACGUUCCUAGUCAACGUCACCAAGUGGUACCAUUAGACCGAACCACUGAACAGGCGCCUGGAAAACCUGAAUUAGAAAAAGCAAAAUUAACAGUAGACACGAUAACUGCAUUGACAGAACACAUUGUACCAGUACAAGAGAAGGAGAUCAGCGACAUCAGUCGAAUAAAACCCAUCGAACGCAAAGCAUCACUGUCCAUCUCACCGGUGGAACCGUACUCGACCACGGAGACAACUGUCCAAGCGUCCACCGGUGAAUUCGCAGACACGUUCAAGCCAACAUCGUACGAGGCAACACCAGGAAUAAUUCCAUCGGAAGGUGUGCAGGUCAGCGAGACUUUGGUCAGCGACGCUGGCGUGACAAGUUUGUCCGUGAGCAAACAGGAGAUCGGUAGGACAGCGGAAGUAAGCGUGACUCUUCAGGAAGCUACGACGGUCUACGAAACGAUGGUGAGGGAGAAAGAAGUACCGACAGAGGACUUCGUGACGCCGCAGACUGUCAAAGCUGAAGACACUAUUCUACCUCAAUUAAGCUUGUCCGUGUACGAAGUGCACGAAGGUUUAACCGAAGACAAACUGGAGCCCCUGAAGACGGUGGCGACGAAACCGAGAGUGAACGUUACAGCUGUUGAACCGUUGGUGGUCGAAGAGGUUCGCGCGGAGGAUAAGCCAGGAAAGUAUUAUCCGGAAUUGAUCGUCCCUACGGAAGUGGCAACGCAGAGUGUCAUCUCUCAGCGUCAAAGAGUUACCGAAGAGAUGCACGCGCCUGAGAAGGAAGGCGAAUAUAUACCAGGAAGACUACCACCGAGUCAAGUAGCACAAAUUGGAAUAUCGUACGGAAACGAGACUGCCGUGGUCCAGCAGAACGUCGUGCAGGAAAGCGAAGGAGUAUUUAUCUCUGAAAAGAAGACCGAGACCUUCGAAGCUACCACUAACGUCACUGUACUCGAAGGAGUGUCCGUGUCCACGGUUCAAACACAGGACACGGAGACUAGCUUAACGAUCGAAGAGACGAAGAAGGCCGUGGCUGAUUUGAACGUCAUCGAGAUGACUCCAGCGGUGACUGUUGAGACGGUGCCCUCGGAGAAAGAGAAGGAGUACCAGCCAGGUGACAAACCAGACACGAAGACAGCAGAGACAUCCAUAUCUUCGUUAGAGAUUGGAUCGAUUCAGAGUACCGUUGUUCAAGAAUCAGAAGGAGUUUAUCGUCCCGAUGAGAAGCCAACGAAGGCAUUAGCAGAGACCUCGAUCAGACCGGAAGAACACGUGAUGAUCUCUGAAAUUCAAACAGCAGAUUAUCCGUCAGACUUCAGAGAGGAGUUGAAGUACGUCCAGGAAAGUGGAACGGUAUCUGUACAAUUAACCGAAGCUAAGAUGAUCCAGGAGACCUUGACCCACGACCGCGAGGAGAGGAUGGAGGAAAUGGUGAAACCUGAAGAACGUAUGGUAGACACGAGCUACGAUGUGAACAGAAGCGUUGAGGUAUUCCAGACUACUUCGGUUGAAAAGGAGGCUGAUUUGAGGGUCUUCGAGAUGCCCGAGUCUCAUCGUGGUAAGACUGUGCCUACCCAUCCUGUCGUUUCGUUGGAGGUAGAGAUGACCCAGCCGGAGGACAAUCUAGGCGAAGUGAAGAAGGAGGUGCCUUCCUCUGGCACGGCGAAGGUGGAACACGUCAGUUUGCAGGAAACUAUAGUAGGCGAGACAGUCGUCGCCGAGAAUUUAGCUCCCGUUGAAAAGGAUAAAGCUCCCGAGACCAAGGUAGCUGAAAUUGCCAUGAACGAAGUUGAGAGUCUGCACACCACCAUGGUGGUCGUGAGUGAGAAGGAAACCGAAUACACCCAGGUAUCCGACGUGAAGGGAGCGUAUGCCAGCACAGAAUUCACUACCCAAGUAGCACCGAUGCUCGAAGAAGUUAGGUCACAUUCGCCUACCGAGGAAUACCUACCGGAUCAGAAACCUACUUCCGGUAUAGCUCAGCCGUCCCAUGUUCCUCUAGAAAGCAUCACUGUAGCCGUGCAAGAGUUGGCUGAGAAGGAAGAUUUGUACAAGACUGAUGUGAGACCGGAUCAAAAGACAGCCAAUGUAGCUCUCACUGAAUUAACAUCCAUUAGUAUUCCUGAAGUGAUGCAGGUGAUUACAGCGAGCAGUGCUGAAACCUUGAAGAAAGAGACCAAGAUGAAGGAAGAGAAGGGUAGAGUAGAGGUAGAGGAGCUAUCGUCGACUAUCAUAUCAGAAGUGAUCUCGAAUGAAACAGAAGACGUCUUCACUACUAAGGCCACGCCUAAAGAUCAGAAGGCAGACUUCAACGUCUCUGGCAGAGAAGCUGCAGAGACAACCCAAGUGACCGCUAUGACAGAAGCGGAGGAUCUCGCUGUGAAGCGACCCGAAGAACAGAAAGGCAAACCUCAAGUGGACGAACUGACACCUCUUACAGUUUCUCAUGUGGAAACUGGGGAAGCUGAAAAGGAGCUACCAACAGCAGAGGUUCCUAAAGAGAAAACAGCUCAACCAAACAUAUUUGGCAGAGACGUCGCCGAGACGAUGCAGGUACUCACUGUGACCAGCGCUGAAGAGCUUGCUGCACCGAAGGCGCCGGAAGGACAAAAGGGGAAGCCGCAGGUAGAAGAGUUAACACCUUUGUCAGUGUCUCAGGUGGUAUCUCAAGAAGCAGAAUCAGCGCUACCAGCCCCUGAAGCGCCGACGGAAAGAAAGGCACAACCCGACAUGACAGGCAGAGACAUAGCUGAAACGAUGGAAGUGUUGACCAUGACGAGUGCCGACAUCUUAGCAGAAGACGUCAAACCAACCGAACAGAAGGGUAUGCCAGGUUUGGAAGAAUUUGUUCCUCUGUCUGUAUCGCAGACAGUGUCUACCGAAAAGGAGGAUGUUCUACCUAGCCCUGAAGCACCUACCACGAAGACAGCGCAGCCAAGUCUAACUGGUCGCGACAUAGCAGAAACCAUGCAAGUAGUGAUGAUGACUAGCGAGAAGGAGUUGAUCACUGCUCUCGCACCGGAAACACACAAAGGUAUACCUAACGUUGAAGAACUGACACCGCUCACUGUUUCUCAAACCGUGUCGCACGAAGCUGAAGAUGUCUUCGAGAAGACCGCAGCACCGAGCGAGGUAACCGCCAAACCAGCCUUUUCGGGAAGGGAAGUCGCUCAGACCAGCGAGAUGAUGAUCGUAACUAACGUUGGAGAACUGGAGAAACAGGUACUACCUGACGAGCAGAAAGGACAAGCCCAACUGGACGAGCUGAUGCCGCUCACAGUGUCACAGGUAAUAUCAGGCGAAGUUGAAGAAGGCUUACCAGAAGCUGAGAAACCAAAGGAAAAGACAGCUCAACCAGGCAUUUUAGGAAGAGAUAUCGCAGAGACCACACAGGUGUUAACUGUUACCAGUGCUGAAGAGCUUGCGGCACCCAAAGCACCAGAAGGACAGAAAGGCAAGCCACAAGUUGAAGAACUAGCACCGUUAACUGUUUCUCAGGUCGUUUCUGAAGAAGCCGAGGGAAUAUUACCGGCACCUGAAGCGCCAACCGAAAGGAAGGCUCAACCUGACAUGACAGGCAGAGACAUAGCUCAAACGAUGGAAGUGUUGACCAUGACCAGCGUGGACACGUUCACUGAAGAUAAGAAACCUGACGAACAGAAAGGACAUCCGGAAUUGGAAGAAUUUGUUCCUCUGUCUGUGACUCAAACAGUGUCGAACGAAAUGGAGGAUGUUCUACCCAGUCCAGAAGCACCGUCCACGAAGAUAGCUCAACCGAGUCUAACAGGUCGUGAUGUUGCAGAAACCAUGCAGAUAUUAACAAUGACCAGUGAAGAAGAGUUGAUAACAGCUCAAACUCCUGAACAACACAAGGGCAAACCGAACGUGGAAGAACUGACACCACUCACGGUGUCGCAGACGGUAUCGCAAGAAGCUGAAGAAAUACUGGAGAAAGCUGCAGCACCAACCGAGGUAACUGCUAAACCAGCUUUCUCAGGAAGAGAAGUUGCACAAACUAGCGAGAUAAUGAUUGUAACUAACGUUGGAGAACUGGAGAAACAGGUACUACCUGACGAACAAAAAGGUCAGCCACAACUUGACGAAUUAACACCUCUUACAAUCUCGCAAAUAAUAUCAGGCGAAGUUGAAGAAGGUUUACCAGAAGCUGAGAAACCGAAGGAAAAGACAGCUCAGCCAGGCAUUUUAGGAAGAGAUAUCGCAGAGACCACUCAGGUGUUAACUGUUACCAGUGCUGAAGAGCUUGAAGCACCCAAAGCACCUGAAGGACAGAAAGGAAAACCGCAGAUUGAAGAGCUAGCACCGUUAACUGUUUCUCAGGUUGUUUCUCAAGAAGCAGAGGGAAUAUUACCAGUACCUGAAGCACCAACCGAAAGGAAGGCUCAGGCUGAUUUAACAGGAAGAGACGUUGCUGAAAUGAUGGAGGUUUUGACUAUGGCGAGUGUAGAUACUUUGACCGAGGACAAGAAACCUGCUGAACAGAAAGGUGUACCAGGUUUAGAAGAAUUCGUACCUCUGUCUGUCUCGCAGACGGUCUCUACCGAAAAGGAAGAGGUUCUACCCAGUCCUGAAGCACCCACGACUAAGGUAGCAGAAGCAAGUCUGACUGGUCGCGACAUAGCGGAGACCAUGCAGGUUGUAACCAUGACCAGCGAAGAAGAAUUAAUAUCAGCUCGUGUCCCUGAACAGCACAAGGGUAUAUUCAACGUCGAAGAACUGACAUCGCUAACAGUUUCUCAAACCAUAUCACACGAGACUGAAGAGAUUCUGGAGAAAGCUGCAGCACUUGGGGAAGUAACUGCCAAACCUGCGUUCACCGGAAGAGAGGUUGCACAAACGAGUGAAACGUUGAUCGUAACGAACGUAGGAGAGCUGGAGAAACAAAUACUACCUGAAGAACAGAAAGGUAAACCUCGCGUGGACGAGAUGACUUCUAUUACGGUGUCGCAGGUUGUGUCGGGAGAAGUCGAAGAACGUUUGCCAGAGGCUGAGAAACCGAAAGAAAAGACAGCUCAGCCGAGCAUGCUUGGGAGGGACAUUGCAGAAACCACUCAGGUGUUAACCAUGACCAGUGCUGAAGAGCUUGCAGCACCCAAAGCACCAGAAGAACAGAAAGGAAAGCCACAAGUCGAAGAACUGGCACCGCUUACUGUUUCCCAGGUUGUUUCUCAGGAAGCAGAGGGAGUGUUGCCAGUGCCUGAAGCACCAACGGAAAGACAGGCACAACCUGAUCUGACAGGCAGAGACGUGGCACAAAUCACAGUCGUAAUGAGUAUGGCGAGCGCAGACGUGAUGAUUGAAGACAAGAAACCUGAAGAACAGAAAGGUGUUCCUGGUGUGGAAGAAUUCGUACCUUUAUCCGUGUCACAGACAGUCUCCACUGAGAAGGAGGAUGUGCUACCAAGUCCUGAAGCACCUACCACGAAGAUGGCACAACCAAGUCUGACUGGUCGUGACAUAGCAGAAACUAUGCAGGUGGUAACAAUGACGAGCGAAGAAGAACUGAUAACUGCUCUUGCGCCAGAAACGCACAAAGGGAAACCCAAUGUCGAAGAGCUGACAUCGCUUACUGUUUCUCAAACCAUCUCGCAGGAAACGGAAGUGAUUCUGGAGAAGUCUGCAGCACCGAGCGAGGCAACUGCUAAACCUGCGUUUACCGGAAGAGAAAUCGCGCAGACCAGCGAGAUCCUCGCUGUAUUAAACGUUGGAGAAUUAGAAAAGCAUGUACUACCCGAGGAGCAGAAAGGUAAACCGAAAUUGGAAGAAUUAACACCACUUACGAUUUCGCAAAUAAUAUCUGGAGAAGCUGAAGAAGGCCUGCCGACAGCUGAAGUUCCUAAGGAGAAGACUGCUGAACCAAGUAUGCUAGGAAGAGACAUAGCAGAGACCACUCAGGUGUUAACCAUGGCCAGUGCUGAAGAGCUGAUGGCACCGAAGGCACCAGAAGAACAGAAAGGAAAACCACAAGUCGAAGAGUUAGCUCCAUUAACUAUCUCCCAAGUAGUAUCUCAGGAAGCUGAAGGGGUAUUGCCAGUGCCAGAAGCACCAACCGAGAGGAAGGCACAACCUGACCUGACAGGAAGAGACGUGGCACAAACCACAGUGGUAAUGAGUAUGGCGAACGUAGAUAUCAUGAUCGAAGAAAAGAAACCUGAGGAACAGAGAGGUAUUCCUGGUCUGGAAGAAUUCGUACCUCUGUCCGUGUCACAGACAGUCUCCACUGAAAAAGAAGACGUGCUGCCCAGCCCUGAAGUGCCUACAACCAAGAUGGCACAGCCAAGCUUGACUGGUCAUGACGUAGCAGAAACUCUUCAGGUUUUGACGAUGGUUAGCGAAGAGCAGCUAACAACUAAAGCACCGGAAGAACAAAAAGGAAAACCGAACGUUGAGGAAUUGACAUCGCUCACAGUUUCUCAGACAGUGUCUCACGAAGCUGAAGAUAUCCUGGAGAAAGCUGUCGCACCGAGCGAAGCGACAGCUAAACCCGCCUUCUUGGGAAGAGAAGUUGCAGAGACCAGUCAAGUUCUUACCGUAACAACUGUUGGAGAACUACAGAAAGAUGUAUUACCAGAAGAACAGAAAGGUAAGCCACAGUUGGAGGAACUCACGCCACUUACAGUAUCACAGAUAGUAUCUGGAGAAGCUGAAGAGCGUUUACCAGAAGCUGAAAAACCAAAAGAGAAGACAGCCGAACCGAGCAUGCUCGGAAGAGACAUAGCAGAGACCACUCAGGUGUUAACCAUGGCCAGUGCUGAAGAGCUUCUAGCACCCAAAGUCCCUGAAGAACAGAAAGGCAAACCACAAGUAGAGGAACUGGCACCUUUAACUGUCUCUCAGGUAGUAUCUCAAGAAGCAGAAGGAACUUUGCCAAUACCUGAAGCUCCAACAGAGAGGACAGCCCAACCUGAUCUGACAGGAAGAGACGUAGCUGAAACGAUGGAGGUGUUGACGAUGGCUAGUUUAGAUACACUGAUCGAAGACAAGAAACCUGCUGCACAAACUGGUGCUCCAGGUUUGGAGGAAUUCAUUCCUCUGUCAGUGUCUCAGAUGGUCUCCACCGAAAAGGAGGAUGUUUUACCCAGUCCUGAGGUACCAACAGAGAAGAUGGCUCAACCUAGUCUGAUCGGAAGAGACGUUGCAGAGACCAUGCAGGUUCUGACGAUGAUCAGUGCCAUGGAACUGACAACAGGUCAUGCACCAGACCAACAGAAAGGUGUACCAAACGUAGAAGAACUGACCUCGCUAACAGUUUCUCAGACAGUGUCUCACGAAACUGAAGAGAUCCUAGAAAAGGCUGUAGCACCUAGUACAGUAACUGCGAAAGCUGCACUAUCGGGAAGAGAGGUAGCAGAGACGAGUCAGGUUUUAACGGUAUCCAAUGUGGAAGAGUUUGAGAAAUCAAUACUACCCGAAGGGCAGAAAGGAAAGCCACGUUUGGACGAAUUGACGUCUAUAACAGUCUCCCAGGUUUUGUCCAAUGAACUUGAAGAGACACUACCGUCUCCAGAGAAACCUAGCGAGAAGAUCGCCCAGCCUCAGAUGAUUGGCAGAGAAGUAGCAGAGCAGACGGAAGUCUUAACUGUCACGAAUGUCGAAGAAUUGAAGAAACUCGAGAAACCAGAGGGUCAAACAGGAAAGCCAGACGUGGAAGAGAUGAGUUUCAUCACAGUCUCCGAAGUGUUUUCCACAGAAAUGGAGAAAGAAAUGCCUAGUCCAGAAGUUCCUAAAGAGCGUACAGCGCUUCCUCAGCUAUCCAGCAUCGAAGUAGCUGAAACAACGGAAGUAUUAACGAUGAUCAGUGCCGAAGAGCUUCUAAAAUCCAAGGCACCCGAAGAACAGAAGGUUCAACCGAAACUGGACGAAUUGACUCCUCUCACAGUCUCCCACGUAGUAUCUGAAGAAGCUGAAGAAGCAUUACCCACUGCAGAGAUUCCAAAAGAGAAGACGGCCCAACCUAGUCUGCUCGGAAGGGACGUUGCUGAGACCAGCCAGGUGUUAACCAUGGCUAGCGCCGAAGAGCUUCUAGCAGCCAAAGUACCCGAAGAACAGAAAGGUAAACCACAAAUCGAGGAACUGGCACCAUUGACAGUGUCACAGGUAGUUUCUCAAGAAGCAGAAGAAGCGUUACCAUCGGCUGAAGUACCUGUGGAAAGAGAAGCUCAGCCAAGUAUGACAAGCAGAGACGUUGCACAAACGAUGCUCGUAACGAGUAUGUCGAACGUGGACAUCAUGGCUGAAUCCAAGAUACCUGAAGAACAAAAAGGAGUUCCUGGUUUGGAAGAAUUCGUUUCUCUGUCUGUGUCGCAAACAGUCUCCACUGAAAAGGAGGACGUUCUACCAAGUCCUGAAGUUCCGACAGAGAAAAUGGCUCAGCCUAGCCUGAUUGGUCGGGACGUUGCAGAAACCACACAGAUAUUGACUAUGAUCAGUGCCACCGAACUGACGACUGAUCGCGCACCGGAACAACAGAAAGGUGUACCGAACGUCGAAGAACUUACCUCGCUUACAGUCUCCCAGGCAGUGUCCCACGAAACCGAGGAGAUCCUAGAAAAACUUGAAGCACCAGGUACAGUAACAGCUAAAGCUGCUUUGUCAGGAAGAGAAGUGGCAGAGACCAGUCAGGUUCUCACGGUAUCCAACGUUGAAGAGUUUGAGAAAUCGGUACUACCCGAAGAACAGAAAGGAAAACCACGGCUGGAUGAAUUGACAUCUAUUACAGUCUCCCAGGUUGUCUCUAACGAACUUGAAGAAACCUUACCAUCUCCUGAGAAGCCUAGCGAGAAGGUCGCUCAGCCACAGAUGAUCGGCAGAGAAGUAGCCGAAAAGACAGAAGUCUUAACGGUGAGUAACGUCGAGGAGAUGCAGAAACUUGAGAAACCUGAAGGUCAGAAGGGAAUACCAGAUGUGGAAGAGAUGAGUUUCAUCACUGUCUCUGAAGUAGUUUCCACGGAAGCUGAGAAGGAGCUACCUGCCCCAGAGGCUCCCAAAGAACGCAAGGCUCUUCCACAACUGUCUGGUAUAGAGGUAGCUGAAAAAUCAGAGGUCCUGACGAUGACGAUGACCGAGGAAUUUGCGAAACCGAAAGCACCCGAGGAACAGAAAGGAAAGCCACAGUUGGAAGAAUUGUUAUCGCUAUCGGUAUCAGAAGUAGCUCUUGGAGAGGUGGAGAAGGGACUGCCGACUCCUGACAAACCAACCGAAGAAACCGCUAAACCCAGUCUUCUGGGUAUCCAGGUUGCCGAGAAGUCUCAAGUGAUCGCAUCUUCGAUCACAGGAGAAUUGCAGGAAUCGAUUAAACCGGACACAAAACAGAUAAUCCCUGAACAAAUUCCAUUCGAAAGCAUAGAACAGUCGCAAACUCUGACCCAGGAAAGGGAGAGCACUUUCGUCGUUGAAAAGACAACAACUUCUGCCACGGCUGAAGUAUCCUUCCGCGUUUCUGAGAGUCUCGAGGUCACCCAGGUGACCGCCACAGAGAAAGAAUCGAAGGAAGUGAUCAAAGGCGUAGCUAAAGAGGCUUCCGCUCAAGCGGACGUGAUCGAACGAAAGGUCGCGUUGAAAACCGAGGUUCAACCGGAGGACAUGGCUUCAGAGUUCAAAGUGAAAAAGCCAGAAGGCAAAACCGCCAAAGGUGUCGAUGAAAUUCAACAAGGUGUAAUAGUAACUGAACACCUGACUGCCCAUGAAUUUGAGUCAGAACUGCCCGAGUCUGUAUUACCUUUCGCUAAGUUAGCCAGAGUUUCUAUCCAAGCUGACCACCUGGAACACAUUGUGGAAACCACAGAAGCACCAGCGCAACAACAUCACAUCACAAUCACACAACACACAACAAAACACGAUUUGCCACAGCAACAAUCGAUCGAAUCUGAUACAGAGGUGAUCGAAGAGUACACAACGAAAUUUAGGCGCGGCAGUACCGAGGACGCGACCGCGGCUGUUAAAACAAAGAAAACGAUAGUUAGAAAGAAGCCGAAGACAACGGGCGAAGAAGACAUUGUCGUGGUAAUCGAAGAAGAACUUGACGACAUAAAACCGAAAAUACCAUCUAUACCGAAGAAACAGUUCAUGCCAAUCGAAGAAGUGACAACAGUGUCGGACGUAGAAGAAAUAGUAUCGGCAAGAAUCGAUGAGGCUGAAGAAAUCGCACCGAAAGAAGAAGAGAAAGUGGAGGUGACAAUAACCGAGGUUCAGGAUACAGAUAAGAAAAAGAAGGUCACCAAGAAACAAUUCGUAAGGAGACGUGGAAAAACACGUCAAGUGACGGAAGAGAUAACAGUAGAGGAGGAAGGGAAAGCACCGGAAACAACAGUGGUGACGAAACCCGUAGAGAUUAUUGAAGAAGACAUCGAAGAACGUCCUAAAAUAGAAAAAGAGGAAUAUCUAGUGGAAGAAGUACCUGAGGAAAAAACUAUACCUCUGAAACCACGGAAGAAGUUGACACCUACGGUACAACAAGUGGAGGAACAGGUAACUGUUACAGAAGAAAUAACCAAAGAAGGUAAACCUAGAAAGACGACGAAGAAGAAAGUGAUAACGCGUAAAGGAAAAGAACAGCAGGUUACCGAAGUUGUUACCGUUGAAGAACAAGGUAAAGCUCCGAUAACCAGUAUCACCGAAGGUCCAGUUGAAGAGGUAGUUGAAGAGAUAAUAAAGAAAUUACCCGCCCCGAAAUACGCUAAACCGUCAGAAGUUGAAGAAGUUCGUGAACAGGUGACGGUAACGGAGGAAGUGACAAGAUUAGGCAAACCAAAGAAGACUACCAAGAAGAAGAUAAUCAAACGUAAAGGAAAAGAACAACAGGUCACGGAGGUGGUUACGGUUGAGGAAGAAGGCAAGGCACCAACAACGACUGUGACCGAAGGUCCUGUAGAAGAAGUAAUGAUAGAAGAAAUAAAAGAACUUCCUAUACCAGAAUUUGUCAAACCAACAGAAGUCGAGGAAGUACGAGAACAGGUAACAGUAACUGAAGAACUAACCAAAAUGGGCAAACCAAAGAAGACCAUUAAGAAAAAGAUUAUCAAACGCAAAGGAAAGGAACAACAAGUGACGGAAGUAGUCACUGUAGAAGAACAAGGAAAAGCACCAGUUACCACUGUAAAAGAGGGACCAGUUGAAGAAGUAGUGGAAGAAACGAUCACACCACUACUUGCUCCUGAAUAUGCUAAGCCAUCAGAAGUGGAAGAAGUACGCGAGCAAGUGACCGUGACUCAGGAAGUGACGAAAUUAGGCAAGCCAAAGAAAACUACCAAAAAGAAAAUUAUCAAACGCAAAGGUAAGGAGCAACAGGUUACAGAAAUUGUGACAGUUGAAGAAGAAGGUAAAGCUCCUAAGACGACUGUGACCGAGGGUCCUGUAGAAGAGAUAAUCGAAGAAGAAAUAAAACCAGAAUUUAUUAAGCCAAGGGAAGUGGAAGAAGUACGUGAACAAGUGACGGUUACUCAAGAAGUAACUAGAGAAGGUAAACCAAAGAAGACGAUCAAGAAAAAGAUCAUUAAGAAAAAGGGUAAGGAGCAACAGGUCACAGAAGUAGUUACAGUAGAGGAACAAGGCAAAGCACCAGUAACGACUGUUACUGAGGGACCAGUAGAAGAAGUAGUCGACGAAACAGUAAAGGCACUACCUGCUCCAGAGUAUGCUAAACCAUCAGAAGUAGAAGAAGUACGCGAACAAGUGACAGUGACCCAAGAAGUCACAAAAUUAGGAAAACCAAAGAAAACUACCAAAAAGAAGAUUAUCAAACGUAAAGGAAAAGAACAGCAGGUCACAGAAAUUGUUACAGUUGAAGAAGAAGGUAAAGCUCCUAAGACGACUGUGACCGAGGGUCCUGUAGAAGAGAUAAUCGAAGAAGAAAUAAAACCAGAAUUUAUUAAGCCAAGGGAAGUGGAAGAAGUACGUGAACAAGUGACGGUUACUCAAGAAGUAACUAGAGAAGGUAAACCAAAGAAGACGAUCAAGAAAAAGAUCAUUAAGAAAAAGGGUAAGGAGCAACAGGUCACAGAAGUAGUUACAGUAGAGGAACAAGGCAAAGCACCAGUAACGACUGUUACUGAGGGACCAGUAGAAGAAGUAGUCGACGAAACAGUAAAGGCACUACCUGCUCCAGAGUAUGCUAAACCAUCAGAAGUAGAAGAGGUACGUGAACAAGUGACAGUGACCCAAGAAGUCACAAAAUUAGGCAAACCAAAGAAAACUACCAAAAAGAAGAUUAUCAAACGUAAAGGAAAAGAACAGCAGGUCACAGAAAUUGUUACAGUUGAAGAAGAAGGUAAAGCUCCUAAGACGACUGUGACCGAGGGUCCUGUAGAAGAGAUAAUCGAAGAAGAAAUAAAACCAGAAUUUAUUAAGCCAAGGGAAGUGGAAGAAGUACGUGAACAAGUGACAGUUACUCAAGAAGUAACUAGAGAAGGUAAACCAAAGAAGACGAUCAAGAAAAAGAUCAUUAAGAAAAAGGGUAAGGAGCAACAGGUCACAGAAGUAGUUACAGUAGAGGAACAAGGCAAAGCACCAGUAACGACUGUUACUGAGGGACCAGUAGAAGAAGUAGUCGACGAAACAGUAAAGGCACUACCUGCUCCAGAGUAUGCUAAACCAUCAGAAGUAGAAGAGGUACGUGAACAAGUGACAGUGACCCAAGAAGUCACAAAAUUAGGCAAACCAAAGAAAACUACCAAAAAGAAGAUUAUCAAACGUAAAGGAAAAGAACAGCAGGUCACAGAAAUUGUUACAGUUGAAGAAGAAGGUAAAGCUCCUAAGACGACUGUGACCGAGGGUCCUGUAGAAGAGAUAAUCGAAGAAGAAAUAAAACCAGAAUUUAUUAAGCCAAGGGAAGUGGAAGAAGUACGUGAACAAGUGACGGUUACUCAAGAAGUAACUAGAGAAGGUAAACCAAAGAAGACGAUCAAGAAAAAGAUCAUUAAGAAGAAGGGUAAAGAACAACAGGUCACAGAGGUUGUUACAGUAGAGGAACAGGGUAAAGCACCAGUAACGACUGUUACUGAGGGACCAGUUGAAGAAGUAGUCGACGAAACAGUGAAGGCACUGCCUGCUGCAGAGUAUGCUAAACCAUCAGAAGUGGAAGAAGUACGCGAACAAGUGACAGUGACCCAAGAAGUCACAAAAUUAGGAAAACCAAAGAAAACUACCAAAAAGAAGAUUACCAAACGUAAAGGAAAAGAACAGCAGGUCACGGAAAUUGUUACAGUUGAAGAAGAAGGUAAAGCUCCUAAGACGACUGUGACCGAGGGUCCUGUAGAAGAGAUAAUCGAAGAAGAAAUAAAACCAGAAUUUAUUAAGCCAAGGGAAGUGGAAGAAGUACGUGAACAAGUGACGGUUACUCAAGAAGUAACUAGAGAAGGUAAACCAAAGAAGACGAUCAAGAAAAAGAUCAUUAAGAAGAAGGGUAAAGAACAACAGGUCACAGAGGUUGUUACAGUAGAGGAACAGGGUAAAGCACCAGUAACGACUGUUACUGAGGGACCAGUUGAAGAAGUAGUCGAAGAAACAGUGAAGGCACUGCCUACUCCAGAGUAUGCUAAACCAUCAGAAGUAGAAGAAGUACGCGAACAAGUGACAGUGACCCAAGAAGUCACAAAAUUAGGAAAACCAAAGAAAACUACCCGAAAGAAGAUUAUCAAACGUAAAGGAAAAGAACAGCAGGUCACAGAAAUUGUUACAGUUGAAGAAGAAGGUAAAGCACCGAAAACUACUGUGAUGGAAGGACCCGUUGAAGAGGUAGUGAUAGAAGAAAUACAGGAACUUCCUAUACCAGAGUUUGUUAAACCAACCGAGGUUCAAGAAGUUCGCGAACAGGUUACAGUCACAGAGGAAGUAACUAGGCUAGGAAAACCGAAGAAGACUACAAAGAAGAAGAUUAUCAAGCGCAAAGGAAAAGAACAGCAAGUGACAGAGAUAGUCACUGUCGAAGAGCAAGGAAAGGCGCCAGUGACCACAGUAACCGAGGGACCAGUGGAGGAAGUAGUUGAUGAGACUAUUAAAUCAUUGCCUGCUCCUGAGUAUGCUAAACCAUCAGAAGUUGAAGAGGUACGCGAACAAGUGACGGUGACGCAGGAAGUAACGAAAUUGGGCAAACCAAAGAAAACUACGAAGAAGAAGAUUGUCAAGCGCAAAGGUAAAGAACAACAAGUUACAGAAAUUGUUACAGUUGAAGAAGAAGGUAAGGCUCCAAAGACGACUGUGACUGAAGGGCCUGUAGAAGAGGUAGUCGAAGAAGAAGUAAAACCGCUCCUUGCACCAGAGUUUGUUAAACCAUCUGAAGUUGAGGAAGUCCAUGAGCAGGUAACAGUGACGCAGGAAGUAACACGAGAGGGUAAGCCAAUGAAAACAAUAAAAAAGAAGAUCAUCAAGAAGAAAGGCAAAGCACAGCAAGUUACGGAAGUUGUCACGGUUGAGGAAGAAGGUAAGGUGCCUGUGACCACUGUGAAGGAAGGACCAGUUGAAGAAGUGGUCGAUGAAACGGUGAAGGCCUUGCCUGCUCCUAAAUACGCGAAACCAUCAGAAGUAGAGGAAGUAAGAGAACAAGUGACAGUAACUCAAGAAAUUACAAAACUGGGCAAGCCAAAGAAAACUACCAAAAGGAAGGUUAUCAAACGCAAAGGAAAAGAACAGCAGGUUACUGAAGUUGUCACGGUCGAAGAAGAAGGAAAAGCUCCUGAAACUACUGUGACUGAAGGUCCUGUAGAGGAAGUUCUCGAGGAAGAAAUAAAACCACUUCCAGGACCAGAAUUUGUCAAACCAUCAGAAGUGGAGGAAGUUCGCGAGCAAGUAACUGUUACGGAAGAAGUAACUCGAGAAGGUAAACCAAAGAAGACGAUCAAGAAGAAGAUUAUCAAGAAAAAGGGUAAGGAACAACAGGUAACUGAAAUUGUUACGGUUGAAGAACAAGGUAAGGCUCCUGUAACAAGCGUAACCGAAGGUCCUGUUGAAGAAGUAGUCGAUGAGACGAUAAAACAGUUACCUGCGCCCAAGUAUGCUAAGCCAUCCGAGGUUGAAGAAGUCCGUGAGCAGGUAACAGUGACUCAAGAAAUGACGAAACUUGGCAAACCUAAGAAAACUACCAAGAAGAAGAUCAUUAAACGGAAAGGAAAAGAACAACAGGUUACAGAAAUUGUUACGGUGGAGGAGGAAGGAAAGGCGCCAAAGACGACGAUGACCGAAGGCCCUGUGGAGGAAGUUGUUGAAGAAGAAAUAAAGCCACUUCCUGCUCUAGAAUUUGUUAAGCCAUCAGAAGUUGAAGAAGUUCGCGAGCAAGUGACUGUUACAGAAGAAGUAACUCGAGAAGGUAAACCUAAGAAGACGAUCAAGAAGAAGAUCAUCAAGAAAAAGGGCAAGGAACAACAGAUAACAGAAGUUGUUACUGUUGAGGAACAAGGUAAAGCUCCAGUGACCACUGUAACCAAGGCACCAGUCGAAGAAAUAGUCGAUGAAACCAUAAAGGAGUUGCCUGCACUAGAAUUUGCAAAACCAUCAGAAGUAGAAGAAGUUCGUGAACAGGUAACUGUCACGAAAGAGGUGACGAAGGAAGGCAAGCCAAAGAAGACAAUCAAGAGAAAGGUCAUUAAAAAGAGAGGCAAAGAACAGCAGGUUACAGAAUUUGUUACGGUGGAGGAGGAAGGAAAGGCGCCAAAGACGACGAUAACCGAAGGCCCUGUGGAGGAAGUUGUUGAAGAAGAAAUAAAGCCACUUCCUGCUCUAGAAUUUGUUAAGCCAUCAGAAAUUGAAGAAGUUCGCGAGCAAGUGACAGUUACAGAAGAAGUAACUCGAGAAGGUAAACCAAAGAAGACGAUCAAGAAGAAGAUUAUCAAGAAAAAGGGCAAGGAGCAACAAGUAACGGAAGUCGUGACGGUUGAAGAACAAGGAAAAGCUCCAGUUACCACUGUUCAAGAGGGACCAGUUGAAGAAGUAAUUGACGAGACUAUUAAAUCAUUGCCAGCACCAGAAUAUGCUAAGCCAUCGGAAGUCGAAGAGAUACGAGAACAAGUGACGGUGACUGAAGAAUUGACUAAACUAGGCAAACCAAAGAAAACUACUAAGAAGAAGAUAACCAAACGCAAAGGACCAGAGCAACAGAUUACCGAAAUUGUUACGGUUGAAGAAGAAGGAAAAGCCCCUGUUACCACUGUUACUGAGGGUCCUGUAGAAGAAGUGGUUGAGGAAGUACUUAAACCACUGCCUGUUCCAAAAGUCGUGAAACCAUCUGAAGUGGAAGAAAUACGAGAACAGGUGACUGUCACAGAAGAAAUGACCAAAGAGGGUAAGCCAAAGAAGAUCAUCAAGAAGAAAGUCAUCAAACGAAAAGGAAGGGAGCAGACAGUGCAGGAGGUUGUUACUGUCGAAGAACAAGGCAAAGCUCCAAUUACAACAAUCACAGAAGGUCCCACAGAAGAGAUAGUUGAAGAAACAGUGAAAACUUUGCCAGCUCCUGAAUAUGCAAAGCCUUCUGAAGUUGAGGAAGUCCGUGAGCAAGUUACUGUUACACAGGAGGUCACUAAGGAAGGUAAACCUAAGAAGACAACGAAGAAGAAGGUGAUCAAACGCAAAGGUAAAGAACAACAGGUAACAGAAGUUGUCACUGUCGAAGAACAAGGAAAGGCUCCUGUUACCACCGUCACAGAAGGUCCUGUUGAAGAGGUAGUUGAAGAACUUCUCAAACCAUUGAUUGCUCCAGAAUAUGUGAAACCAUCUGAGGUGGAAGAAGUACGAGAACAGGUGACUGUGACAGAAGAACUGACCAAAGAAGGUAAACCGAAGAAGGUUAUUAAGAAAAAGGUAAUCAAACGUAGAGGAAGAGAACAACAGGUUAAGGAAGUUGUUACCGUUGAAGAACAGGGUAAGGCUCCUGUUACCACUGUCACUGAGGGUCCUACAGAAGAAAUAGUUGAAGAAACAAUCAAAGCCCUACCUGCUCUUGAAGAUGCUAAGCCAUCUGAAGUUGAAGAAGUCCGUGAACAAGUCACUGUUACACAAGAAGUUACGAAAGAAGGUAAACCUAAGAAAACGAUUAAAAAGAAGGUUACUAAACGUAAGGGUAAAGAACAACAGGUGACUGAAGUUGUCACUGUCGAAGAGAAAGGAAAAGCCCCUGUUACCACUGUCACUGAAGGCCCUGUUGAAGAAAUCGUAGAAGAAACUGUGAAGGCAUUACCUGCACCAGAACUGGUUAUACCUACUGAAGUAACAGAAGUACCAGAAGAACUGACUGUUACCGAAGUUGUUACCAAAGAAGGCAAAACGAAGAAGAUCGUGAAGAAGAAAGUCCCUAAACCAAAGAAAGAAGGAAUCGAAGCUCCUGAAGAAGCUCCUGAAGAAGUUCCCGUUGAAGAAACUAAGAAAAUCAUUAAACUUCAACGUCUCAAAGUUUCUAAAUUCGAAUCUACGAAACUCGAUAUCCAAGAGACGUCCUUGGGCAAGCCUCAGUUCGCUCAAAUUAAAUUACGCAAAACUCCAGUGGCCAAACGUCCAAGUAAAAAAGAUGAGAAAUUCCCUCGCAUUCUCCUCAGAAGUCAUAUUAUUGCCAUCGAAUGGCCUCCUUCUCCUAAAAACUUGAAAGUGGACACAUUUGAACCAAUUGAACUCCAAAAUGGUAUAUUAUCUCGUAACGUUGAUGAAGCAGCUGCGUUACCGAAACCGAAGAAGAAGAAGAUCAAACGUAUUGAAAAGGAAAUUGCUAAACUUGAAAAACUGGAUCAAGAAUUCGAAGAGCUAAAGAAAGAAUUACCAUUGGAGAAACUGGAAGAACCUAUACUGGAAGAGAAACCAGAGCGCAAAGUAAAGAAGAAGAAGAAACCUGAAGAUAAAGCAAAGGAAGGGGUUAAACCUCAGCUGAUGAGAAUCAGUAUCAAAGAACAAAAGCCUAUCAAACCGAAAAUCGCGGAACCAGCUACACCUCUGUUCGCACAGAUCAAACUGAAGAAAGCUCCAGCUAAACCAAAGAAGAAACCUGAAGAAGAGGUAAGCAAAUUCCCGAAGAUUUUGCUGCGUAGUCGGAUUACAGCACAUGAAUGGCCACCAUCUGUGAAAUAUCCAGCAAUAUCUGUCUUAGAACCAAAUUAUAUACAAAAUGGAAUACUAUCUCGUACGAUGGAAGAGGCAUUGAAGUUGAAGAAGGUGAAACAUAAGAAGAUGAAGCUUCCUGAGAAAGAACUAACAGAGCUCGAGAAGCUGGAUCAGGAGUUUGAAGAACUGAAAAAAGUUCCUUUGGAAAAGGUUGAAGAAAUAACUCCCUACGAACGUAAACCGAAACCAGAGAAACCUGAGGAAGAGAAACCAAAGAAGUUGGUGAUAGGCAAAGGUAAACGUCGACCUGCCGAAGAAGAAGAUUUAGAAACUGUACAAUUAAAGAAAAUACCCGAGAAGAUUCCAAGUGCUCCUGAAGAAGCAGAGAAGGUACCAAAGAAGAAAGACGAAGUAGACAAACCAAAGAAAGAGAAAGAAGAAAAGGAAUAUCCGGAACUGAAACCAUUCGAACCUUACGAUAUAGAAGCACCGGAAGUUGAGCUUGAAGAGAGAGAGAAACCAGAGUAUCCUGAACCAGAGAAACCUAAAGAGAAAAAGGUUCCAGGUAAGAAACCGAAGAAGGAACGUAAGACACCUGCUCAGGAAACUGAAGCCGUUCCGAUCGUACCCGGUGUUCCCAAACCAAAGGAACCUGAAGAAGAGGAAGAGAUAAAGAGAAGAAUUCCUGAACGACCACCUCCUACUGAAGAAUCAGAGAAAAUCAAACUGAAACCCUGGAAGAAGGGUGAGAAACCAGAGGAAGAAGAGAAGAAACCUGAAGACUACAUCAAGUUCAUUCCAAAAGACGACGACAUUGUCGAAACGGUUGAAGUGACCACAACGGUGGAAGAAACGCCUGAUAAGAAGCAGCGUAAGAUUAAAAAGAAGAAAACUAUCACUAAACCUAAAGACGAGAAACCAAAGAUUAUCGAAGAGACCACGAUAGAAGAGGAAGGUUUUGAACCUGUGGUCACAGUCGAAGAGUUUGACGUAGAUAAAUACGAAGCCGUGCCGGUCGAGUCCGUCGAGAAAGCCGCGCCUGUUGAAGAGAUCAAAGAAGAAAUCGUAACGAGCGAGAUAAUCACCGAGGAAGGAACAAAGAAAACUGUGCGCAAAAAACGCGUAACGAAGAAACGCGAAGGUAAAGAACGUGUCACCGAAGAGGUGACUGUUGAAGAGGAAGGUAAAGAACCCAUAACAGCAACAAUAGAACUCCACGAAGACACUAUAUCAGAAAUACACGAACAAGCUAAACACAAAAGACCAACAAAACCAAAAGCAGACGAGAAAUUGGCCGAAGAUGUCACGGAGAAGACGGUCGAACAGCAGGAGAUCAUCGAGGAAGUGAAAGAAGUGAAGCCUACGAAGAAGGUUAUAAAGAAGGAGAAACCCGUUAAGGCUAAGGACGAAGUAACGGAAGAAGUGGUGGAAGAAAUAAUAAUCGAAGAACCAGAGAAACAAGAGGCUAAGCCGAUCGUAGAAGAAGAAGAGACAGUGAUCAUCACCGAACAUGAUGUCAGGAAAGCACCGAAGAAGAAGAAGGAAGUGGUUAUUAAAGAAGAAGAGGAGAUAUUUGAGACUAUCGAAACACCGACUCAUAAGAUCAUCAGGAAGAAGAUACGUCCGAUGAAGAAGGGCGAAAAGGAAGUCGUGGUUGAGGAAAUCAUUCAGAAACCAAGAGAAGAAACUGUAGAGAUGGAGGAACAACAAAUAGUGGAAGUCGUCGAGACACCCACCAAGAAGAUCGUGAAAAAGAAGAAAGAAGUGGUGAAGGAUGAUGGUGUUCCUGAAGAGCUUGUCGAAGAGAUCAUCAUCGAGAAACCGCAGAAGAAGAAGGCAAAACCUACAGUGGAAGAAGAGAAGAAAAAGGUCAAGGUAACGAAGGUGGAUACGAAGAAAGCACCAGAGAAGCCUGAAGAGGUGGUCGAAGAGGAAGAAGAGAUCAUCGAGACUAUUGAAACUCCGACGAAAAAGAUUAUUCGUAAGAAACCUAAAGAUAAGGACAAAAUAAUCGAGGAAGUAAUUCAGAAAACGAUAGAAGAAGCUAAAGCGAUGGAAGAACAGGAAAUCGUAGAAGUAAUUGAAACUCCAACGAAGAAGGUGAUCAAGAAAAAGACGACCACCAUCGAGGAAGGCAAAGCACCUGAGGAGAAAGUUGAAGAGAUCGUGAUUGAAAAGCCGAAAGAGGUGAUCGAGGAAGAAGAAGAGAUCAUUGAAACGAUCGAAACUCCAACAAAGAGGAUCGUCCGGAAGAAACCAAAAGAUAAGAAGGAUAAGAUAGUUGAAGAAGUUAUUCAGAAGACCAUAGAAGAAGCUAAAACGAUGAAAGAACAAGAAAUCAUAGAAGUAAUUGAAACUCCCACAAAGACAGUGAUCAAGAAAAAGAAAGCAAUUAUUAAAGAAGGUAAAGCACCUGAAGAGGAAGUUGAAGAAAUCGUAAUUGAGAAGCCUAUUAAAGAAAAGGCUAAAAAGAAGAUCCUGCCAAAGGAAGGAGUGGAAAUUACAGAAGUUAUCACAGAAACAUCUGUCGAAGAGUUAAUUGAAGAAGAGCUUAAACCUGAAGAAGCCAAGCCUUCGGAGGAAGUGGAGGAAGAGAAGGUAAAAAUUACUGAAGUAGCGAUAAAGAAAGUGCCAAAGAAGAAGAAACCAAGUAAAGCUGUCGAAGCUGAAGAGAAGGAAGAAGUUGUUGAAGAAAUAAAGCCUGAGAAGCCUAAAGAAGAAAAGGCGAAACCAACAGUCACUGAGAAGGAAGGCAUUGAAGUAACUGAGGUAAUUUCUGAGGUGGCUCCAGAGAAACUUCCUGAAGAGGCCAAACCCAAAAAGAAGAAAGCAACCGAAAUUAAAGAAACGGAAGAAAAGGUAAUCACGAAGAAAGUAAAGGUGAAAGAAGCUCCAAAGGAAGCAGUACCUGGGGAAGAAGAACAGCCAGCUGAAGAGGUAGAUGAACUUGUUCCUGAGAAGCCAAAGAAAACUAAGGCGAAGAAGGAGGUUACUCCUCAAGAUAGUAUUGUAACAACUGAGGUCGUUACUACAACGAAGGAAGAGGAGUUGGAAGUAGAAAAACCUGAAGAAGAAAAGGCUACAGUGGUUGAAGAAAAGGAAGAAAAGGCGAAGGUGGAAGAGAAGAAGGUUACAGUAAAGAAGGCUCCUAAAAAGAAACUGAAACCAACUGAAGCUGAAGAGGAACAAGUAGAAGAGGUUGUGGAAGAAAUAACACCGGAAGAACCGAAGAAGAGGAAAGCUAAAAAGGCUGUGAUUCCUAAAGAAGAGAUUCAAACAACUGAAGUAAUUCCUGGUAUUACAGCAGAGGAGAUACCUGAGGAGGAGAAACCAGAGGAAGAAAAGGCUGUUCCCAAGGAGGAAGAGAAAGUUGAAGAAGAAGCAAAGGUAACUGAGGUAUCUGUGAAAAAGAAAGAAAAGAAGAAGAAGGAGAAACCUGUAACGAACGGUGAAGUGAUUGAAGAAAAACCUAAAGUGAAAGAGAUUCCUGAGGAGAAACCAAAGGAAGAAGUUCCACAGGUGCCAGAAGAAAAAGAAAAACCGGAAGAAGAGAAGCCGAAGGAAGUGAAGCCCAAAGAGAAAAAACCAAAAGAAGAGAAGCCUAAGAAACCAAUAGAAGAGAAGCCAGAGGAAGUGAAACCUGAGGAGGAAAAACCAGAAGUGAAACCCGAAGAGGAAAAACCGAAGGAAGAGAAGCCUAAAAAGAAGAAGCCUGCAGAAAAGAAACCUAAAAUCUCAGAAGAAGAACGUCCUGAGGAUAAAGUGGAAGAGAUACCUGAAAAGAAACCAGAGGAAGUUAAGACUCGGGAAGAAAUUAUUCCAAAGGAUACGGUUCAAACAACUGAAGUAAUUCCAGAAACCGUAGCGGAAGAAAUACCGACGAAGAAACCUAAAGAGCGUAAAGCAGUACCAGUUGAAGAGAAGGAAGAGAAAGUUGAAAUUACAGAGGUACCCGUAGAAAAGGCUCCAGAAAAGAAAGAAGAGAAAGUACCAGAAGAGAAGCCAACAGAAGCUGCUCCAGAAAAACCAAAGGAAGCGAAAGUAAUGAAGAAGAAGAAGAAGAAGCCAGCUAAGAAGGACGAAAUUGAGGAAUGGGUGGAACCUGAAUACGAGAGACCUGUAUUGGAACCCAUGCCAGAGAAGAUAGUAUGGGAGCCGAAGAAGAAGAAGGAAAAGAAGCCUUUACCAGAAUCUCUUCAGAAGCUGGUUCCACAAAAGAUCGAAAGAAAGGAGAUGAAACCUACGAAGCUGAAGUAUUCGGAGCCAGCAGAGACCGUUCAAUUCGCUUCCAUAAAACUGAAGAAAGUCGCAGUACCCAAGAAGAAAGAAGCCGACGAAACCAAGUUCCCGAAAAUCAUGCUGCGCAGCAGGAUGACAUUUGUCGGUGAUUAUCCUCCUGAAUUACAGAUUCCAAAGAUCACUUACUUCGAAGAGAAUCCAGUACAAACAGGUAUACUAUCCAGAAACACGGAAGAAGCUCUUAAGGUUCUGAAGAGGAAAGUGAAGAAGGUGAAAUUAUCUGAAAAAGAGGUGACACAAUUGGAGAAACUAGAUCUAGAAUUUGAGGAGCUGAAGAAGGUGCCUUUGGAGAAAAUUGAAGACAAAUCGGUGUACGAACGCCAACCGAAGAAACCUGCGGAGAAACCUGAAGAACCAAAGAAAGUACCUAUUGGCAAGGGCAAGGUUCCAGAAGAAGAGAAGGUAGAGCCUGAAAAGGUGAAACUGAAGAAGGUACCUGAGAAGAAACCGGAAGAAGUUGAAGAACCUCUGAAGAAGCCCAAGAAACCAGAACCAGAGGAGGAAGUUAAACCAGAAAAGAAAAAGAAACCAAAAGUAAAAUUAGAACAUGACGAGCUCAAGCCAUUGGACUUUGAUAGACCAGAGCUUGAAAAAUAUGAACCUGAAGAAUAUGAAAAACCGGAAGAACCAGCACCCGAACCAGUUCCAAAACCGUACGAGAAAGAGCCGAAGAAAAAACCGGAUCAAGAAGUCGAACAAAUUCCGUUGAUAAAAGGAAAACCAAAACCACCAGAACCUGACGAAGAGCCUGAAGUUAAGUUUAGAAUACCUACAAAAGAGAAACCGGAAGAGGAACCUGAGCAGAUAACGUUGAAACCCUGGAAGAAAGAAAAACCUGAAGAGGAAAAAGAAAAGGAAAUUCCGAAGAAGGAGGAAGAGAAGGUUCCAAAACCACCAAAGGAAGAGCCAGAAGAUGUCACUGUGCAGCGUAAGGCGAAGACCAAGAAACCUAAAGAAAAGCCUAAAGAGGAAAAGGAGGAAGAAGUAACAGUUAAGAAACCAGAAGAAGAAAAACCAGAGGAAGUGGCUGAAGAAGUUACUCUAAAGAAAGAACCAGAGAAACCUGUUGAAGAAGCUCCAGCUGAAGUUACAAUCAAGAAGCCUGUUGUAGAAGAGAAAGAAGUAGAAGAGGAAGAGACGAUAACUGAAGUCAUCUUGAAGAAGAAGCCAGAGAAACCGGAGGAGGUGGUUGAGGAGGCUGUUGUAAAGAAACCAAAGAAGAAGAAACCUGUUAAAGAGGAAGAGGUAGUUGAGGAAGUGACAGUCACAAAGGUUGUCACUGAAGAAGAGAAAGAAGAAGAAAAGGUUGUUAUAAAGAAACCGAAGAAGAAAUCUAUUCCGGAAAUAACUGAAGAAGUUACUGAAGAAAUUACACUGAAGAAACCAGAGGAAAAAGCACCAGAAGAGGUUACAGAAGAAAUAAAGAAACCAAAGAAGAAGAAGCCGGUAAAGGAAGAAGUUGCAGAAGAAAUUACAAUAAAGAAACCUGUUGUAGAGGAGAAGAAAGAGGAGGAGGUUCCAGAAGAGGUGACAUUAAAACCGAAGAAACCAGAAGAGAAACCUGUUAUCGAAGAAGUGACAGAGGAAAUUACAUUAAAGAAACCAGUGCCAGAAGAAGUAACUGAGGAGGUAGCAAUAAAGAAACCGAAGAAAAAGAAACCAGUGGAAGAAGAAGCUGCCGAUGAAAUCACUCUUAAGAAACCUGUAGUUGUUGAAAAGGAGGAGGAAGAAAUUACAGAGGAAGUAACUUUGCAAAAGAAAAAGAAACCAGAAAAGAAGCCUGUUCCGGAAGAGGUAUCUGAGGAGAUUACAUUAAAGAAACCAGUACCUAAAGAAGAAGAAAAGGCUCCUGAAGAAGUAACCGAAGAAAUAGCUAUAAAGAAACCAAAGAAAAAGAAGCCAGUAAAGGAAGAAGCUGCCGACGAAGUUACAAUAAAGAAACCUGUAGUAGAAGAAAAGAAAGAGGAAGAAACUCCCGAGGAAGUAACCUUGAAACCCAGGAAACCAAAGGAAAAACCUGUUCCUGAAGAAGUGAAAGAAGAGGUUACAUUAAAGAAACCAGUUCCAGAGGAGAAAGAAAAGGUACCUGAAGAAGUAACUGAGGAAAUAGCCAUUAAGAAACCGAAGAAGAAGAAACCGGUUGAAGAAGAAGCCGCUGAUGAAGUCACCAUCAAGAAACCAGUGGUUGUUGAGAAAGAAGAAGAAGAAAUUACAGAAGAGAUAACUUUAGGAAAGAAAAAGAAACCGGAAAAGAAACCUGUUCCGGAAGAGAUUACAGAGGAGAUUACACUGAAGAAGCCAGUACCUAAAGAAGAGGAAAAGGCUCCUGAAGAAGUGACCGAAAAGAUAGAAGUAAAGAAACCAAAGAAGAAGAAGCCAGUUGAAGAAGAGGCUGCCGAUGAGGUAACUAUCAAGAAACCUGUAGUGGUGGAGAAGGAGGAAGAAGAAGCUCCAGCAGAAAUUACCCUGAAGAGGAGACCAAAGGAAAAGCCAGUAGAAGAAAUUACUGAAGAAGUGACCGAAGAAAUUACAAUAAAGAAACCAACACCAGAAGAGAAAGAAAAAGCACCAGAAGAAGUGAGUGAGAAGGUAGAGGUAAAGAAACCAAAGAAGAAGAAACCUGUGGUAGAAGAAGCUGCCGACGAGGUCACGAUCAAGAAGGUUGUCGUAGAAGAAAAGAAAGAGGAAGAAGCUCCUGAGGAGGUUACUCUGAAACCAAGACCAAAGAAGAAAUCCGUCACUGAGGAAGAAGUUGCCGAAGUGACUCUCACUAAACCAAAACCAAUCGAAGAAGAAAAGAAACCUGAAGAAAGUGAACUGACUAUAAAGAAGAAACCAAAGAAGAAGCCAGUGAUCGAAGAAGAGGCUGCAGAGGUAACUAUUAAGAAGCCAGUACCCGUAGAACCUGAUGAAGCUCCCGAAGAAAUCACCAUCAGAAAGAAGAAGAAGCCAGAGAAGAAACCGAAAGUAACUGAAGAGGUCGAAGAAACAGCUGUUACCAUAAAGAAAGCACGUGCUCCUGAAAAACCCACGGAAGAAGAAGAAAUAACAACAGACGUGCAGAUAAAGAAGAAGAAACCGCAGAAGAAGGUUGAAGAGGUAGCCGCUGAUGAACUGACGAUUAAGAAAAUUGAAGAAGUCGAACAACCGGAAGAAGAAGAAGAAGUACAAGAAUUCACGUUCAAACGAAAACCACCCAAGCUACCUCCAAAACCGAUCGAAGAAAUCUACGAAGAUGUUACUCUUCGAAAACUGCGACCGAAGAGGAAAUCCAGGCCGGAUAUUAAAGAAAUCACCGAAACGGAGAACGUCACUUUCCGGCCACGCACUACAAAAACCAAGGAAGAUGUGGAGCAGGAGUUCAAGAUCUCUUUGAACACCUACGAAGAAGAAGAUAUAUCUAUGUCCGGUAAGGUUCGUUUGAAACCAAAGAAAAAGCCAUUGACGUACUCUGAAGAGACUGGUGAAGAAACGAUCAGAAUCAUACAGGAAGUAGAAGACGAUUCUGGUCCUAUUAUCGAGGAAAUCAUAGAAUCUGACGAGGAAGGAAAAGAUGAAUACAGUAUUGAAGAAUUAGAUACAGACGAGAUGAGGUUGCCAUUGAGAAGAAAGAAGAAGAAGGUACCGAAACCGUACAAGGUGGAAGAUAUCGAGGAAGGUGAUGUGAAGUUGAAAUUGAAACGAGAGAGGAAAUACUCGAUUGAAGAAGCGGAUGAGUCGUUGGCUUUGAAGCUGAAGAGCAAGAGACGCGUUUCAACCUACGACGAAGAAGAAGCAACACUUAGCAUCACCAGAGAAGAGGAUAUCUCAGAGGAAGUGGAAAUUGAAUAUGUCGUUCGCGAUGGUGACACAAUGUUCUCCAUUUGCUCGUAUGUGGCAGAAACUGAUGAAGCCAUCAAUCUCGUCGAAGGAGAAAGGGUUUAUGUUAUCGAUCAUACGAAUCAGGACUGGUGGUUCGUGAAGAAACAUUUGACAGAAGAAAAGGGUUGGGUUCCAGCGCAGUAUCUAUUGAACGAAGUGCAUUACACUCUUUAUCUGCAACGGAAGUUGCACGAGAAAAUUGAUAAAUUACCAGUGUUUGAAAAACCUGCGCCUGGAGAUAAAUCAUCAGCCCCGAAAUUCGUGGAAAAAUUACAACCGAUACAUACGCCAGAUGGUUAUACAAUUCAGUUCGAAUGUCAAGUAGAAGGUGUACCAAGACCACAGAUAACAUGGUUCCGACAGACUGCCAUCAUCAAGCCAUCCCCAGAUUUCCAAAUGUAUUAUGACGAUGACAAUGUAGCGACUCUGAUCAUCAGGGAAGUAUUUCCUGAAGAUGCUGGUACCUUUACCUGUGUCGCUAAAAAUGCAGCAGGAUUCGCAUCCAGUACCACGGAAUUGAUCGUGGAAGCACCUCUUUCUGAUCAUGGGUCAGAUUUGACUGGUCCAUCCAGAAAGAGCCUUUCCAGAGAAUCAUCCCUCGCCGAUAUCUUGGAGGGGAUACCACCCACGUUCUCCAGGAAACCCAAAGCAAAAUACGUGGACGAGGGUGAAGAUGUGAUCCUCGAAUGCCGAUUAGUAGCCGUACCUGAACCGGAAAUAACGUGGUACUAUAAGGACACACAAAUCACGACCAAAGAAAAUAUAAUAAUCGCCACUGAGAGUGACAUGCACAUGUACUGCAGUGUAAUUAAGAUCACAAAGGUGCAGAAAAAACAGGAAGGAAAAUAUACCAUUGUUGCAAGGAACAGGGAAGGUGAAGCUACUAUUGAAAUUCCUAUGAAGGUGAAAACUGGCAAAUCCGAACCACCAGAGAUUCUAGAACCUUUACAGUCCUACGUAGUAAGGGAAGGAGAAACCGUAGUCUUAUCUACUCAAAUCGUUGGAAAUCCGGCUCCAAAAGUAACUUGGUUCAAGAAUGGCAAACCACUGAAAGGCUUGACUCCAAAACAGGAUGGCCACGUGAAUACAUUGACUCUUAUUCAGCCUCAAGUAUCAGACACAGGAGAAUACUCUGUGGUGGCUACCAAUGAUCUUGGCACAGCUGAAACUAAGGCUACAUUAACAGUUGAAAUAAACUUGAAACCUUCGCUGGCCAUUAAUUUCCAACAGCACACGUUCGAACACUUCAGCGUAACGAAGGAAAUACCAAGCGGAGCUCCAGAGCCACCAUUGUUCACUGAACGGUUCCAAGAACUUACCGUUCCAGAGAAAGGUACCUUCAAGUUGGUCGCGAAAGUUACCGGAAAUCCGGUACCAGAAGUCACGUGGUUAAGAAACAACAAGCCUUUGGAGAAAUCACCGAACAUAACAGAGACCUAUGAUGGCGAGAACAUCGUGCUGGAAAUCAGGAACGCGAACUCGGAAGUGGACACCGGGGAUUACAAGUGUGUCGCUAGCAAUCCCGUAGGAAAAGCUUCGCACGGUGCAAGGGUCACCGUGGACGUCGACAAAGUAACAUUCACGAAGACUCUAGAGAAAGAGGUCGUAGUUGACGAGUACAAGACCCUGGAAUUGACCUGCGAAACAUCGCACACAGUGUCCACGAAAUGGUGGCACAAUGACAAAGAAAUCAGUGGCAUGGAUCACCGAGAAAUCAUCGAGGAAGGACGUGUGCACAAGUUGGUGAUCAAGAAAACUAAUCCCACCGACGAAGGAACUUAUAAGUGCACUGUUAAAAAUCAAUCAACGUCCAGCAAUGUCACUGUAAAAGCCACCAAACCAGAGUUCGUGAAGAAGUUACAAGAUUGCGAGGUGAAAGAGCGCGAUGUGGCAAUUUUGGAAGUUGAAAUCACGUCGCAAACGGUGGACGUUAAAUGGUACAAGGAUGGCGAACAACUGGGACCGGGCAAAGAGAAAUUAGAAUUCGUGAAAGAAGGUACAGUAAGGAAAUUGCUGAUCAGAAGCACCUCUGUUCACGAUGAAGGAGAAUACACCUGUAGCCUCUUGGAUCAAGAGUGUACAGCUGAAGUCACUGUCAUUGAAUUACCACCUGAAAUCAUCACGAAGAUGCAAGACGUGACGAUAGCAAGAGGCGAGAGGGCAACCUUCGAUAUCGAAUUAACAAAGGGUGACGCUUUGGUGCGAUGGUUCAAAGACGGCCAAGAAUUACAAUUUUCCGAGCACGUUCGAUUGUCAAUUGAUGGAAAGAGGCAGAAGCUGAAGAUCUAUGAUACGGAAUCAGAAGACGCGGGUGUUUAUUCUUGCGAAGUUGGUCAACAGAAAUCGUCGGCUAAGCUUACGGUCGAAGAACCUGCUGUAGAGUUCAUCACCAAAUUACCGGAUGUCACCCUGGUACCACUGAAUUCCGACGCUGUUUUCGUUAUCGAAUUGUCACAGGAUGUUCCAGUUACUUGGAUGAGGAAAACGCAGGUCAUCAAGGAAUCUCCGAAAUACACGAUCAUCGACGAGGGCAAGGUGAAGAAAUUAAUCGUGAAGAAAUGUACAACCGAAGAUAUUUCGGAAUACACUGCAAUGGUUGCUAACGUGAAAACGUCAUCAAGAUUAAGAGUAGAAGUUAUCGAAACACCGCCAAAGAUCAGCCCAGACACACCAAGGAAGUACAAAGUAAGGAAAGAUGAAGACGUGGAUAUUGUGGUGAAAUUCAGUGGAACGCCUAAACCAGAGGAUGAAUGGACUGUAAAUGGUCGUGUAGUGACAAAAUCGAAACGAGCGAUACCAACGAUUGACGAGGAAUCAGCAGUUUUGACUAUUAGGAAGAUCCAAGAAGAAGACGUUGGUGAUUACACUCUGAAAUUAGUGAACAGUGUUGGAGAAACUAGCAUCGAAAUCAACGUCGUCAUCGUUCAGGUACCAAGUGCACCUGGAGCUCCAGAGCCAUUGGAGACCACCAACGACAGCGUAACGCUUCACUGGAAGAAACCAGAUUCAGAUGGAAAUUCACCUAUCGUUGAAUACAUUUUGGAGCAUCAAGAGAAGACUGAGACUACGUGGACCAAGAUUACAGAGACCAUAACAGAGACAACUCACAAAGUGACAAAAUUAACAACGAACAAAGAGUACACCUUCCGAGUGACUGCUGUGAACGAAGCAGGACCUGGUGAAACAUCACCGACAUCGCCAUACGUGAAGAUAUCAAAACCAUCAACCGCAGAACCACCAGUCAUCCUCGAACCCUUGAAGAGUAUCGUCAUCGGCCUUGGAGAAACUGUCACCCUAUCGUGCGUGAUUGGUGGAACACCCGCUCCAGAGAUUACUUGGCUAAGGAAUGACGAAAUUUUCGAGGACACCAGCAUUACAUACGAGAACCAUAUAACAAAGUACACCAUCAGGGAAACAACAGAGACCUCAUCGGCAAAGUUCACUGUAAAAGCGAAGAACAACGUAGGAAGCGCGGAAACAACGUGCGAAUUAAAGAUCCAAGAGUCGCCUAAGAUUAUCUAUGACGAGAAUUUGACUAAUCAGAAGCUACCGAUGAACGGUCAAUGGAAAAUUGAAAUUCAAAUUACUGGCUUCCCGAAACCAGAAGUUACGUGGACGAAGAAUGGCAAGGAGGUUGACGAGAAACGUGUGUCCAUUCACAGGGAAGAAAGAACCUCCACCGUAUCAAUUUCUUCGCUCGUUAGAGAAGAUACUGCUACUUAUAUGGCGAAAGCUGAGAAUCAAGCUGGCAGUUCUUCGGUUGAUUUACACCUCAAAGUGAUAGAUAAACCAAGCAAGCCGCAAGGACCUGUUGUCUUCAAAGAAAUCAGACAAGAUCGCGUCACCCUCGAAUGGCGACCACCAGCAGACGAUGGUGGAAUCGAACUCGAGAAAUACACCAUUGAAAAAUGCGAGCCUGGAAAGACUUGGGUGAAGGUUGUCGAUAUAGACAAAGAAGUGGAAAGCUUCUGCGUGCACAAAUUGCAACAGAAUGCUGAAUACAAGUUCAGGAUCAUCGCUAGGAACGCAGUUGGAGCAUCGGAACCUUUGGAAUCUGACACAGUUAAAAUGAGAACCUCCUUCGAACCACCAGGAGCACCGAGAGGACCACUGGAAGUAUCAGGAAUGACGAAAACAUCCUUCACGAUCAAAUGGCAGCCUCCUGAAAACGACGGUGGAACUCCGAUAACAGAUUACAUCAUCGAGAUAAAGGAAGAAUCGAAGAAAACUUGGCAGAAGAUCGGCAGCACCAAACACGAAACGACACACUUCAGCGUGUCAGACUUGAAGACAGACGUACCAUACAAUUUCAGGAUAACAGCUAAGAACAGUGUUGGCAGUGGACCUCCAUACGUUGCCGAGGAACCAAUUGCACCGGGCAGACGAAUAAAAAUAACAAAGCUCACCGAAAGCAGCAUGUACGCUCUGCUGGGUAUAUUCCCGCCGACAAAAAUAGUGAUCAGCAAAACACCACCCUCGAGUCCACAACACGUGCAUGUGACAAAUAUUACCAGCAAGAGCGCAACUCUCAGCUGGUCUCCGCCAGCCAGCACAGGAGGCACAGAGCUGACAGGAUACGUGAUCGAGAAGAGGCCGUUGAUUGGAAAAGGAGCAAGAUGGACGAAAGUUGUUACUCUGGACGCAACAACGCUUCAGUAUUGCGUGGAAAAUUUAAAAGAAAGCGAAUUCCUCUUCAGAAUCUUCGCUGAGAAUAAUCAAGGGCUCAGUGUGCCUGCAAACUCAGAACCAGUUACCCUAAAGACACAUGCCAGUGUACCUUCUCCACCAACGGCACCCUUGGAGAUCAGACAGAUUGCAGCGAACACAGUUGUAAUUUCAUGGGGAAGACCAGACUCGGAUGGCGGUGCGCCAUUAGAAGGCUACAAAGUCGCCAUCAGAGAUACGAAGAGGACCAUGUGGAUGGAGGUAGCCCGAGUAAACACCGAAAUACAGAAACUGAACAUCAGGGACCUCCAAGAGAACCACAUGUACCUUAUCAGGAUCUUCGCCAGGAACGAGAUUGGCCUCAGCGAUCCUUUGGAGUCUGAGGAACCCUUCAAGAUCAUACCAGCUUCAGAAUUGACAGUAGUAGAACCAAUCGCAGAAGCCACCGAGAAAGGUGAAACCGCUUCGAUAAGUUUCAGCACAGAGAACACAAGCUCUUGGCUUCGAGAGCACAACAUGGAUGCAGACAUACAUUCGUAUGCAAGAGCACGGCUUCUCAGACAAGACGAAUACUUCUUCCGCAUUUGGCACUAUGCUAAGAAACUCUUCGAAUAAGCAUUUUUACAGUUUAACAACAGGAACAAUCGUGAACGAAUCAAGUUCGUUCCCCUUCUUCUCACCAAGGACCAUAAACGGAAAGGAAAUGAUAAGAAACAUUAUCAAAAUUUAAUCUCUUUUCUUUCUUUUUUUUUUUUAUUAACGAAAUUCGAAUCUCUUCUUCCAGGAACACUUUACAUCGUGUUAAGAAUUAAUCUUAACUGUGAAAAUUUGCAAUGUUUGAUCUCUUACAGGAAUUUUGUUUACUAAGAAAACAACCAUCAUUUCAUUAAAUCGUUCCUCCAUUAGAAGCAAACGCGUAGCGGCUAGAUCGUAAGAAACGAUACCGGAUGAGUGUAGAAUCUAGUCAGCAUAGGUUAAUAUAUUUUUUUUCUCUUCAACAACGGACCAAGACUUCCUCGUAUACUGAAGAGUGAUUUUCCUCUUCACGAGUUGAUCAACGUGUUUCGAUAGUCGAGUUGCUGAAAAUUUGACUGGAAUUGAAAUAAUCCUUCGGUUGGUAACUUCCAAAAGAAACUAAGAAACUUUAUAUAUAAUCUUUACAGAUCUAUGUGUGUGUGUGUGUUUUUUUAUUUUAAGCACACAUUUUAAUAUAAUAUUCAUGAUUAUUAAUUCGACUGUGAAGAUUUGAUAUAACGUUUCUUCGUUUCAUGUUGAAAGCUCAAUUAUUAAAUAGCCAUAAAAUCGAAGGAUUUCAAAUUUCUUGCGAAUUUUCAGCUAUUCACGAAUUAAAAAGUAAGUCACGACUUCUUCGAGAUAUUAAUAUUCGUAUGAUAAAGAA
Messenger RNA from Osmia lignaria (orchard mason bee), 74057 nucleotides. It is a transcript of the gene sls, whose product is annotated as sallimus. Lineage: Eukaryota; Metazoa; Arthropoda; Insecta; Hymenoptera; Megachilidae. Gene Ontology annotation, molecular function: protein binding. The record is from RefSeq and is a predicted model, not a curated record.